Molecule: messenger RNA, 60922 nt
Organism: Coregonus sp. 'balchen'
Lineage: Eukaryota; Metazoa; Chordata; Actinopteri; Salmoniformes; Salmonidae
Source: the annotation of a GenBank genome assembly
AUCUUCUAUGUGUCUCAUGACUCCCAGGACCUGAAGAUCUUCAGCUACAUCGCCAGAGACGGACAGAGUAACAUCUUCCGUUGUAACGUCUUCAAGUCCAAGAAGAAGGUGAGAGUCUCUCUCGCUCUCUCUCUCUCUCUCUCUCUCUCUCUCUCUCCCCCCUCUAUUCUCCGUCUAUUCUCCCGGACUCCCUAAAGUUUUAUGUUUUGGUGCCGCUAGGGCAGUUCAGACAGAUUGUUCAUUACUUUUUUUACUGAGGAAUGUUUGUUUUUCAUGAUCGUGUUUUUUAAGUUACUUUUCAUAAAUUAAUUGUAAAUAUUGUAUGUUUUUAUUGCAUUGGAAUUGUAAAAAUUGUGAAUUUGUAUGAUUGUGUGCAGGGCUCCCUUGUAAAAGAGGCCUUGGUCUCAAUGGGAUUUCCCUUUUGAAAUACAUUUUAAUAAAUACAAAUAAAAUUCCUCCCUCCCUCCUCUCUAGCUGUCCUCCUGUGGACAGUUUAAAGCAAGUGGCAUAGCUUUGGGCAUCCCAUCACCCAGGAGACUGAGCCAGCGGUUGGCUAACAGAUUCUAUUUGACCAUGCAAAUACUCACCAAUCUGGCUACAUUUUCCAAAUUAAUAAAUCAGAUAAUUAAUCCUCAAAGACAGAACUCUAGAAUAUGAUAAGGGGAGAAAAUAAUCAAAUUCUUAGUCCUUCCCCUUGUCAUUGUGCAGAACAGUCACUGUUGCACCCCAGCCCUGUCUGUUAUAAUGACUGUCUGAGAAACUGCUGAGCCAUAAUGGCUGUUAAUUGACAGGCUGAAUUGGAGGGAAACACCUUGACUCAGAACAAAGGCUUGGCAGUUAGAGAGACAGAGAGAGUCAUUAUGACACAGUAACAUUAUGGGGCUGUUCCACUGCUGGUUCUUUAUCUGCGUUUACGACUCUAACGAUGCUAGAACUGCUGGUACUUAAUCUGGAUUUACAACUCUAGCCAGACUAAUGAUGCUAACUAUGCUAGUACUGCUGCUCCUUAAUCUGGGCUAAUGACUUUAACAAGGCUAAUGAUGCUAACGAUGUUAGUGCUGCUGGUCCUUAAUCUGGGCUACACACUUAGAAAAAAUGUUCCUUAUAGAACCAAAAAGGGUUAUAUCGCUUGCGUCACAUAUGGAACCCCUAAAAGUUCUAUAUAGAACCCUUUUAUAGGGUUCUUUGAUCAGAACCCAUGAGGUUCUUCUUCACUGAACCAAAAUGGUUCCAUAUAGAACCCUGCAUGGUGCCAUUAAUUAAUUAUAGCUACUACUAUGAAUAGUAAUAUUGUUAGCUAAUAAUAUAAUUUCAUAAACAAUUAAAUAAUGGACAAAAUAAUACCGGCAUAAUUUUUAGAAUGUAUUGUCAUUGUAGAGUCACUGACCACCUUCCGGAGACACUUGAAACCCUACCUCUUUAAGGAAUACCUGGAAUAGUAUAAAAGUAAUCCCCCCCCCCCCCCCCCCCCCCCCCCCCAUUAAAAAAAGUAUAUAUAUACAGUGGGGGGAAAGGGUAUUUAGUCAGCCACCAAUUGUGCAAGUUCUCCCACUUAAAAAGAUGAGAGAGGCCUGUAAUUUUCAUCAUAGGUACACGUCAACUAUGACAGACAAAUUGAGGAAAAAAAUUCCAGAAAAUCACAUUGUAGGAUUUUUUAUGAAUUUAUUUGCAAAUUAUGGUGGAAAAUAAGUAUUUGGUCACCUACAAACAAGCAAGAUUUCUGGCUCUCACAGACCUGUAACUUCUUCUUUAAGAGGCUCCUCUGUCCUCCACUCGUUACCUGUAUUAAUGGCACCUGUUUGAACUUGUUAUCAGUAUAAAAGACACCUGUCCACAACCUCAAACAGUCACACUCCAAACUCCACUAUGGCCAAGACCAAAGAGCUGUCAAAGGACACCAGAAACAAAAUUGUAGACCUGCACCAGGCUGGGAAGACUGAAUCUGCAAUAGGUAAGCAGCUUGGUUUGAAGAAAUCAACUGUGGGAGCAAUUAUUAGGAAAUGGAAGACAUACAAGACCACUGAUAAUCUCCCUCGAUCUGGGGCUCCACACAAGAUCUCACCCCGUGGGGUCAAAAUGAUCACAAGAACGGUGAGCAAAAAUCCCAGAACCACACAGGGGGACCUAGUGAAUGACCUGCAGAGAGCUGGGACCAAAGUAACAAAGCCUACCAUCAGUAACACACUACGCCGCCAGGGACUCAAAUCCUGCAGUGCCAGACGUGUCCCCCUGCUUAAGCCAGUACAUGUCCAGGCCCGUCUAAAGUUUGCUAGAGUGCAUUUGGAUGAUCCAGAAGAGGAUUGGGAGAAUGUCAUAUGGUCAGAUGAAACCAAAAUAUAACUUUUUGGUAAAAACUCAACUCGUCGUGUUUGGAGGACAAAGAAUGCUGAGUUGCAUCCAAAGAACACCAUACCUACUGUGAAGCAUGGGGGUGGAAACAUCAUGCUUUGGGGCUGUUUUUCUGCAAAGGGACCAGGACGACUGAUCCGUGUAAAGGAAAGAAUGAAUGAGGCCAUGUAUCGUGAGAUUUUGAGUGAAAACCUCCUUCCAUCAGCAAGGGCAUUGAAGAUGAAACGUGGCUGAGUCUUUCAGCUUGACAAUGAUCCUAAACACACCGCCCGGGCAACGGAGGAGUGGCUUCGUAAGAAGCAUUUCAAGGUCCUGGAGUGGCCUAGCCAGUCUCCAGAUCUCAACCCCAUAGAACAUCUUUGGAGGGAGUUGAAAGUCUGUGUUGCCCAGCGACAGCCCCAAAACAUCACUGCUCUAGAGGAGAUCUGCAUGGAGGAAUGGGCCAAAAUACCAGCAACAGUGUGUGAAAACCUUGUGAAGACUUACAGAAAACGUUUGACCUGUGUGAUUGCCAACAAAGGGUAUAUAACAAAGUAUUGAGAAACUUUUGUUAUUGACCAAAUACUUAUUUUCCACCAUAAUUUGCAAAUAAAUUCAUUAAAAAUCCUACAAUGUGAUUUUCUGGAUUUAUUUUCCUCAUUUUGUCUGUCAUAGUUGACGUGUACCUAUGAUGAAAAUUACAGGCCUCUCAUCUUUUUAAGUGGGAGAACUUGCACAAUUGGUGGCUGACUAAAUACUUUUUUUCCCCCACUGUAUAUGUGUAUAUAUAUAUAUAUAUAUAUAUAUAUAUAUAUUGGGUGGUUGUCUCACUAGCUAUCAUAAGUUGAAUGCACCAAUUUGUAAGUCGCUCUGGAUAAGAGCGUCUGCUAAAUGACUUAAAUGUAAAUGUAAAUGUAUAUGCAAACAUAGUUUGGAAAUAUGCACUGGUGGCCAGCAGAGGCAUCUCUUUGUUUGAAUGAUGGCUCACGUCAACUAUGGCUGACUUCAAUACAAUACAACUUUGUCCAUUAGUUACAGCGAACAACAAAAAUGUGUCUUCUGCUCCGUUCUCAACCCCCCAAACAGCAGACCUCACACAUACAGUUGAGACUAACACAGGUUCAAGCUGCAGUGCAGCACCCCUGGAUAGAGAGCAUGUUGUGGGGUUACGUACCUUGCUCAAGGGCCCAACAGUAGGGGAAUGUUUUGAGGAUAUGAACCCAGCAGCCCUCCAGUUGUCAGAUCAAUUCCGCCCAUUUUUUCCGGCGACUGGCCCAGGAUUCGAACCGGCCACCUUGCGGCCACAAGUCCAAUACCGACCUUGUGCCAUUCUGGGAUAUUCGGUAAUACCGGUACUGAACACAAGGGGCACUGUUUUCAAACCUCACUGAUACUCUGUAAUCCGAAGGUUAGUAAUGCUAACAAGUACAUGUAAAAUCCCAUAGAGAAUGCUAACUAAAUGCUAACGAGCACAUUGCGAAGUAUAGAAGUAACUCAAAACUGCUACUCAAAGUUUGCUGCUCGUACAAAACAAAUAUUAGCCAGCAAGGCUCUUGAUCCAGAAGGGGAUUCUCUGCUGUUACCAAGUGAAUGCUUGGUUUUGGAAGAAGCUAACCACUUAGCUAGAUAACUAACUAACUACUAAAUUAGCAAACCAAAUGCACAACUGCAGCGCAUUUAGCACAUUUUAGACAGUUAACUUAAUAGUUAUAAGAAGGCUAGCUGGCAAACAUUUAGUUGUGAAUUCCAUACUAUAAUUAGAUCGCCUGGCAAAUGCUGCACAACAGUGAGUGACUCACAAGGCUCUGGUCUCUCUUCGUUGUGUGCUUGUGAAAAACACCACAUGACACGUGACUGCGGACUACCGUAAGCUUCAUAAUAAUGUGACAGGUGAAAUUAAAAACGCAAUGUUCUUUAUCUCCUAACGUAUUGCACAAGUUGACUGCAGGUAUUUACUUAAAAAGUAACUACAAAUAUUGAAAUGUAUUAAAAAAACUUCAAAUACAUAUUUUCAACAAUAUUGACGGUAUGUGGCUUUUUCCAAAUACCCCUGUAUACGGUUUAUACGGUAUACCGCCCAAGCCUAGUUGUCAUGCUGGAAUGGAAGUUGGUUUUUGAAUCGGAAUGGCAGUUACAUUUUGAAUUGACCAAAAGGUUCUAUAUCGAACCCCUUUUUUAUCUAAGAGUGAAUACUUUUAUUAAACACAGUAUUUCCUCUUGCUUCUAGCUAGCAUUUAGUUUGCAACAGCACAGAUUUGUAUGAACCUUGCUGUUUGCCACUUACACCUCAGCAACAGUGUUGCAAAAUAUGAAUCCGAUCUUCCCCCUGCCAUAGAGAGCUAACGGUCUUGGACGUCAGCUAGACAUUUUUUCUGAACAGGCGAAAUCAUGCAGCAGCAUAAUUAAUAUGGAUAUAAAUGUCAAUGCAUGUCAAAGGGGUGCUGAAGGUGGGUGUGGUGCAUGAAUCAAGCGCAGGACGCAGAAGCUCAUUCCAAAAGACUUUAGUGCAAUAUUCACGUAGAAAAUAAGCACAAUAAGCCCGAAGGCGAAAUCACGGCGCACACAGGCGUCAAACAAACGGCGCACUAACAUGUGCGAAAAACCCUCUCCAAAACACUGGAGGGAAGUACGUAGCUCCAACACGAAAACAGAAGAGCAAUCACACACAAAGACAAACACAACCAACGAGAACUAAAUAGGACACUAACGAGGACUAACAAGACACAGGUGUACAACAUAAAGACAAAACCAAACGAACAUGAAACAUAGAUUGGUGGCAGCUAGUACUCCGGGGACGACGACCGCCGAAGCCUGCCCGAACCAGGAGGAGGAGCAGCCUCGGCCGAAACCGUGACAAUGCAAAGCAGCUGAAACAAAUUAAAAGGGAGCAUUACCUGUCAUUUCAGAGUUUGAUGUGACUGGGUUAGCUUUUAUUAACUGUUGUUUUCUACAAUCCCCAUUACACCCCUGGGGUAGGAAAUAGGGAUAGAACCCUCAAGGUUAUUUGCCUUCAUUGGGUAUAUACAGUACCAGUCAAAAGUUUGGACAUACCUACUCAUUCAAGGGUUUUUAUUUAUUUUUACUAUUUUCUACAUUGUAGAAUAAUAGUGAAGACAUCAAAACUAUGAAAUAACACAUAUGGAAUCAUGUAGUAACCAAAAAAGUGUUAAACAAAUCAAAAUAUAUUUUAGAUUUUAGAUUCUUCAAAGUAGCCACCCUUUACCUUGAUGACAGCUUUGCACACUCUUGGCAUUCUCUCAACCAGCUUCAUGAGGAAUGCUUUUCAAACAGUCUUGAAGGUGUUCCCACAUAUGCUGAGCACUUGUUGGCUGCUUUUCUUUCACUCUGCGGUCCAACUCAUCCCAAACCAUCUCAAUUGGGUUGAGGUCGGGUGAUUGUGGAGGCCAGGUCAUCAGAUGCAGCACUCCAUCACUCUCCUUCUUGGUCAAAUAGCCCUUACACAGCCUGGAGGUGUGUUUUGGGUCAUUGUCCUGUUGAAAAACAAAUGAUAGUCCCACUAAGCGCAUACCAGAUGGGAUGGCGUAUCGCUGCAGAAUGCUGAGGUAGCCAUGCUUGUUAAGUGUGCCUUGAAUUCUAAAUAAAUCACAGACAGUGUCACCAGCAAAGCACCCCCACACCUCCUCCUCCAUGCUUCAUGGUGGGAACCACACAUGCGGAGAUCAUCCGUUCACCUACUCUGCGUCUCACAAAGACACGGCGGUUGGAACCAAAAAUCUCACAUUUGGACUCAUCAGAUCAAAGGACAGAUUUCCACCGGUCUAAUGUCCAUUGCUCAUGUUUCUUGGCCCAAGCAAGUCUCUUCUUCUUAUUGGUGUCCUUUAGUAGUCGUUUCUUUGCAGCAAUUCGACCAUGAAGGCCUGAUUCACAUAGUCUCCUCUGAACAGUUGAUGUUGAGGUGUGUCUGUUACUUGAACUCUGUGAAGCAUUUAUUUGGGCUGCAAUCUGAGGUGCAGUUAACUCUAAUGAACUCAUCCUCUGCAGCAAAGGUAACUCUGGGUCUUCCUUUCCUGUGGCGGUCCUCAUGAGAGCCAGUUUCAUCAUAGCGCUUGAUGGUUUUUGCGACUGCACUUGAAGAAACUUUCAAAGUUCUUGAAAAUGUCCAUAUUGACUGACCUUCAUGUCUUAAAGUAAUGAUGGACUGUCGUUUCUCUUAGCUUAUUUGAGCUGUUCUUUCCAUGAUAUGGACUUGGUCUUUUACCAAAUAGGGCUAUCUUCUGUAUACCACCCCUACCUUGUCACAACACAACUGAUUGGCUGAAACGCAUUAAGAAAUUCCACAAAUUAACUUUUAACAAGGCACAAUUGUUAAUUGAAAUGCAUUCCAGGUGACUACCUCAUGAAGCUGGUUGAGAGAAUGCCAAGAGUGUGCAAAGCUGUCAUCAAGGCAAAAGGUGGCUACUUUGAAGAAUCUCAAAAUAUACUAUAUAUUUUGAUUUGUUUAACACUUUUUUGGUUACUACAUGAUUCCAUAUGUGUUAUUUCAUAGUUUUGAUGUCUUCAUUAUUAUUCUACAAUGUAGAAAAUAGUAAAAAUAAAUAAAAACCCUUGAAUGAGUAGGUGUGUCCAAUCAUUUGACCGGUACUGUAUAUAUAUAACCUUUUUUAGUAAAAGGUUAUUUAAUCUCGACUAAAGAACCAAAAGGUUCUAUAUAGAACCCCAAAGAACCCUUUUUUUCUAAGAGUGUACCGACUCUAAAAAGGCUAACGAUGCUAGUGCUGCUCCUGCUAUUGAUUAUACAAUCCUGGGGCAAGGACAAGGCCGUGUGAAUUCAACUGUGUGUGUGGGGAGGAGUGUGUGCGCGCGCAAGGCAGUGUGUGAAUGGACAUUUCCUCUCUCUCUCUCUGCUCGGCUGAAUAGAGAGCUAAUCGUUCAGUCUCCAAUGCUACCAAUGUCACACACACUCCCGUCACAAUCCAUCUCUGUCUAAUCCAAGGGUGUCAAACAUACGGGGGGGGGGACGCAAUAUACUUAAAAAUUACAAAACACAAAUCGAAACGGUGUAUAAAUUAUAAUGGACGUAGAUUCAUACAGUUUCUUGACUUUGUACAGCUCGUUUAUAAUCACCGAUAAGAAAGCUAGACAGCAUUGAAAAUUCCAAAGACUAUGGAUAGAAUACUUUUAUUUGCACAUUUUGACGGUGAGGAAAUAUAACACGUUUUCAGUCCGGCCCUCCGGACCUCUUUGAAGACCGAAUGCGGCCAAAAUGAGUUUGACACCCUUGUUCUAAUCCAUCAUAUACAUUAACGUCAUUUAGCAGACGCUCUUAUCCAGAGCGAUUUACAGUACUGAGUGCAUACAUUUUCAUACUGGUCCCCCGUGGGAAUCGAACCCACAACCUUAGCAUUGCAAGUGCCACACUCUACCAACUGAGCCACCUGGGACCACAGACACAUACGCACCACACAUGUACACACACGCACAUACACACGCAUCCUGUCCAGUCAUUCUUAUUGUGGUGUGAUAAAGUGUUCUUGGCUGCUCUCUGAUAACCUCUCAUUAUCACCCCUAGUACUCCUCCAACUAUUUUAAAAGCAUCUGGAGAAUAGGAAUGCUCUAUCUCUCUUUCUCUGGUCCGAGAACAGUAUAUUUAAUUAAAAGACAGAGACAAGUCAUCCACAGUAGCUCAUCAAAGACCAUUGAAUAACCUCUCUCUCUCUCUCUCACUCUCUCUCUCUCUCUCUCUCUCUCUCUCUCUCUCUCUCUCUCUCUCGCUCUCGCUCUGUCUCUCGCUCUCGCUCUCGAUCUGUCUCUCGCUCUCUCUCUCUCUCUCUCUCUCUCUCUCUCUCUCUCUCUCUCUCCCUCUCUCUCUCUCUCUCUCUCUCUCUCUCUCUCUCUCUCUCUCUCUCUCUCUCUCUCUCUCUCUCUCUCUCUCUCUCUCCAGUCCCAGGCCAUGCGUAUCGUGCGGACGGUGGGCCAGGCAUUCGAGGUGUGUCAUAAACUCAGCUUGCAACACACACACCAGAACGCAGAUGGACAGGAGGACGCAGACAGUGACAAGACCUGCAACGAGGAGUCCACGCUCUCAGGUGAAUACCCACACACCAACACACUCCUGAUUGAGUGUAAGAGGCCAUUUGAGAGGAUAGCAUCACAGAUGAGUCAGUCUAUAGAGAGAGACUGUGACUGUGGAACAGAACAGUGGUGGGAUGACUCUGGCUCCAGUGACUGCUGGGUCCUUUCAUAUGGAGAUGAGCCCACAGUACCCACGCGCUACGCUCACACACACACACACACUGUCUGCAUUGACCCCCUCCUUUGCACCAAAUAUUUUGACUCAUCACAGUUAUUCCUUGUGUUAUUAUCUUUCUAUUAUUUUUAUAUUGUUUUCUGCAUUGUUGGGAAGAGCCCGUAAGUAAGCAUUUCAUUGUUAGUCUACACCUGUUGUUUAUGAAGCAUGUGACAAAUACAAUUUGAUUUGAUUUGACACGCACACACACACACAUGAGAGCUGAUCCCUGCUCUCUCUGUCUCUCCCAAUAGUGUAAGCCUCAGGAGCCUCUGAGCACAGCCAAUGGGCUUAUCUGGAGUGUUAAUUGUCAGAGCUGGGAGAACAAGAGAACCACAGGAGAACACCUUAAUGAAGCUCCUCUCCUCCUGCCCCCUCUCUUUUUUUGUCAUCCUUCCUCAUCUUUUGGUGUAGCAACUUUCAACAAAAUACCUCUGAGUCCUCUCCCCUCCGCUCUCAUCUUUUUAUCUUUCUCUACCUCUUUUGGUGUAGCAACUUUCAAAAAAAUACCUCUGAGUCCUCUCCACUCCUCCCUCAUCUUUUUAUCUUUCUCUACCUCUUUUGGUGUAGCAACUUUCAAAAAAAUACCUCUGAGUCCUCUCCACUCCUCCCUCAUCUUUUUAUCUUUCUCUACCUCUUGUGGUGUAGCAACUUUUUUUCUAACAACAAAGUCUGUUACUCCAUUGGCCGUCCUUCUGUGGUGUUUCCUUGACGAUGUGUUGGUGUGUUUGUUCUCUCAGCCCGGGAGUUAACAGGAGCGGAGAAGUCGGCGGUUGCUGUGGAGACAGACAUCGAUGCGGAGGAGGCUCCCUUACCAUUACCGGACAGUACGGUUGAGGAGUUUAACCGCGGCGUCACUGACCUGGACGGAGUGGAUGCUACCGCCAACACUGACCACACACACCUCAACAACAUCGACAAUGACAAGAAGGUAUGGCUGUGUGUGUAUGUGUUUUGGUGGUGAGGUUGGGGUGUGUUUGAAGGGGAGAGAGGGGUGCAAGCCAAGCGGGACGAAAGUUCCAUAUAUACAGUAUUCUAACUAAGGGCUGGAAUGAGAGAACACAGUAAUUGCUUGUUAGACCAGUUAAUACAAUACCAUUGGUCUAUCUACUGUAUAGAUUGCUUACACCAGGGAAUACAAUACCAUUGGUCAAUCUAUAGAUUGCUUGGACCAGGGAAUACAAUACCAUUGGUCUAUCUAUAGAUUGCUUGGACCAGAGAAUACAAUAUAUUGUGGCCUGUCUAGAGGGGCUUGAGGAGGCGGAAAACAAUAUUGUGUGGCCCUUGUAUAGGUUGAUAUGUACAGUGACACUUAUUUUGUGAGUCAGGGAGAACCCACACACACACACAGCAUUGUCUGAUGUUACGACAGAUUGAGUUAUAUUGGGUAAAAUUGCUAUUCUUGGAUCGAAGACUGAAUAAUUGUUUCCUCUAUCUCUAGACUGCUUGGACAGGGUGGAAGCAUGAUGUAGUUUACAUGUAACAUAAACAAUCCAUUUAAUUAUGUACAUGUCAGUAGUUAUAACUUAGUUAACACGUAGUUACCAUGUAAUUAACGUGGCGUUAACAUGUAGUUAGCGCCACACUCACAACUAUAAACAUAAGCCCAUAAUUAGCUUUGCUACAGCAUGCUUACAUCAAGAAUGUAGUUAUUUCUAGCUAGUAUCUUCUAGUAGUCAGAUAGCUUGCAGUUACUAUAGAGAGGGUAAAUGGAGGUCUGUGAGGUGAAGUCUAUUCUUGAAUUCCAUUAACCUUUUCAUGCCUGAGUUCCAAAUAUCUCUAACGGUCACCCCAGAAUAAGUUUUUGUAUGCGUGUGAUGUCAGAAUGCACUCACUGUUCCAAAAUGUGAUUGUUACGCAACAGGACAGUUAACCCACACUGCCCUCAAACCAAGGCUCGCUGCCUGCUAAUUAUCUAACAGUUUGAAUUGAGGUGUGUUCCGCCUCCUCAUUAAUUCACAUAAGAAGUAGCCCAUUUUACUGUUGCGGAAGAUUUAUGUUUGAGGCUUUACUGAGCCGGACAAACUUCUCUCUUCGACGAGAGCCCAAGCAUUUCCCCAGUUUUUCCCCAGACCAUGUAUGCAGAUAUUUGCACAUCUCUAGUCGGAACAGGCCUUGCACUAACUUUUUCCCCCUGGCACAUUUUCUGGCUGGCGCCCACAUUGCCUUCAUUGUUGUUUUCCUUACUAAUAAUAACUUUGGGCAUGUGUGCGUUCCUUUCAAAGUGCCUUAUUUUCUGUAUAUUGUGUUGUCGUUUCUACUGUAGCAUACCGUAUGUACACUACAUGACCAAAAGUAUGUUGAACAUCUCAUUCAAAAAUCAUGGGCAUUAAUAUGGAGUUGGUCCCCCCUUUGCUGCUAUAACAGGCUCCACUCUUCUGGGAAGGCUUUCCACUAGAUGUUGGAACAUUGCUAUGAUUUGCUUCCAUUCAGCCACAAGAGCAUUAGUGAAUCAUGAAAAACAGCCCCAGACCAUUAUUCCUCCUCCAACAAACUUUACAGUUGGCACUAUGCAUUGGGGCAGGUAGCGUUUUCCUGGCAUCCACCAAACCCAGAUUAGUCCGUCGGACUGCCAGAUGGUGAAGCGUGAUUCAUCACUCCAGAGAACGCGUUUCCACUGCUCCAGAGUCCAAUGGUGGCGAGCUUUACACCACUCUAGCUGACGCUUGGCAUUGCGCAUGGUGAUCUUAGGCUUGUGUGCGGCUGCUCGGCCAUGGAAACCCAUUUCCAUGGCCGACGAACAGUUAUUGUGCUGACGUUGCUUCAAGAGGCAGUUUGGAACUCGGUAGUGAGUGUUGCAACCGAGGACAGACGAUUUUUACGCGCUACGUGCUUCAGCACUCGGCGGUCCCGUUCUGUGAGCUUGUCCCCCAUCAUAGUAAUAUUUCCUGCAUCAUAUCCCCCCAAGAUACCUUGCCCCAUUUCUAUCCCCAAUGGACUUGAAAACCCUUCACAAAUUAAAUGAACCCCCCCAAACCCCCCUAAAAUGGCUUCAUCCAUAUCUGGCAAUCUUGUUUAGCUUUUACGCAACGGUUAGGCUAGGCAGUAGGCUUGUAUUUGGGGUGAUGAUCUGUGAGGCGAUAACAUUUUAUUUGCUUUGUGAUUUGUCAAAAACUGUAAACGACUUGUAAAGUCAUGUGCUCCGGUGCUUGUAACAAGUACAUCGAAGAUUUCUAAUAUGUUAAAAAGUGGCCAAACUAAGUUCAUAUUUUUCAGGCAAUGGGCGCAGCCAUCUUUGACUUUGACUUUGUUUAUUUGCGUCUUAUAGUGAAUGGCAUUCUGGGAUUAGGGAGUUUUCGCUUGUCAAACAUAAACAAACAUAGCUGCCAUCAUAAAUAAUUGAGUUGCUGUUAGCUUAGUCGACAUGCAUUUAUUUUCUCAACAAUAUUACAUUUCUCCCUUGUGCUCACCAGAGAUGUGGUACAUUGUAAACAAGUCUAGCUGUUAGGUCACUAACUUAUGUUUUUGUCAGCCAACCUGUUAAUUAGACUGGUUUAUGGAAUGAGUUUGGCUGUGUAUGUGUUCCGUGUGAUGCUUGGAUGAUGAAGUUCGCAUUUAUCUUUUACAAUAAAAGGUGAAAUUGAGGAAUAAAGUUGGGAAGACCUUUAUUUCCCAUCAGUACAAAACAUUGUUUAGAUGCUUUUCAGACAACAAUGCUGUUUAGACGCGUUUGUUGCAUCAUACGUUCUGUUGCUACUGUUCAAAUCACAUAUUUACGAUGGUACGCUGCAGGGACCACUCAACAAUGAUUACAAAUAUGUGAUCGUACGCAUCAAAGGGUUAAAGAUUAUGUUAUGUUAUGGAACGGCGUGUUCUAUAUGGAUCAGAAUGGAACCAACAUGGUGUGAAAUCACUACAACAACAGAGGGUUAGGAAAGGCCUUGCUCACCCCCUUGAGUCAGUGUGUGUGUGCGUGUGUGAAUGUGUGUGUGCACAUGAUGGAUUAGAUAGAGAUGGAUUGGGACGGGAGUGUGUGACAUUGGUAGUAGAGGUGUGGUGUGUGUGUAUGUGUGUAUGUAUGUGUGUGUGUGUGUGUGUGUGUGUGUGUGUGUGUGUGUGUGUGUGUGUGUGUGUGUGUGUGUGUGUGUGUGUGUGUGUGUGUGUAGGGGGGAGGGGGAGGGUUGUGUAUACCUCAUCCACUGUGGGUUUUCUGGAAGCUCAUGAAAGGAAAGGAGAUAAAAAGCUUAAGGUCUAUUUUCUCCUGUCAGGUCUCAUUCAUCUGACGAUGCCUUUUACUUCCAACCGCUCCUUGGUCACAGGCACAAAUCAAUCCAACGACAUCAUGUGAACAACUUGCAAGACACCAAGGCUAGUGUUGUGGAUUAAAGGCACAGUCCGUAGGUUCUCUGUCCCCUGGGCCAACAAGGUGAAAUAGAAACUUACAUUUGAGUCAAAAAAGGAUAUUCAUAUGAUAGGUAAGGUAUACAAAACCUUGGUUGAAAGUUGGUUGCAAUUUCAAUUAAAUCCUCCAAAAACGACAGAACAAAUAAUUCAACAAAUAUUGUGGUUAAACUCAAACAUACUAAUUGAUAAAAAAAUAUAUAUAUAUUUAUAGUCUUCGUAAAUGAUAUCAUAGGUAGAACUGGUGGAGUUUUGUCGCACAUGCAGCUAACAAAAAACAUAUGGAAAUGUCUGCUCUACCCAAAAUUACAACCAAAUAAUUGCAGCAUUACCGCAAAAAUGGAAGAGGAAAGUGGAAGGGGGAAAAGUAAGGAACUUGUCUGUCGGCCCUGCAUUAAAGACCAUAAUUGGUUAAAGAAAAUUGUGAUAAAUAAAAAAGUAUACCAGUUUCAUUUGAGGACCAAAGGAUUGGCAGCUGUCCCAUAUAGAUUGCAAAAUAGUUGGGAAGAGAUUUUUGACGUACCGAUUCCAUGGCAAAUGGUUUAUGAACUGAUGCGCAAAACAACACCGGAUUGAAAACGUAUAAUUUUUCAAUUUAAAUUAUUAUAAGAAUUAUUGCAACCAGUAGAAUGUUAUUUAUAUGGGGGAUACAAUCUUCCCAGCUCUGCAGAUUUUGCUGUGAAGAGACAGAAUCAUUCGAUCAAUUGUUUUGGUAGUGUCCAUUUCUAGCUUGUUUUUGGUCCAGGAAUGGCUGAAGGAGUGCAAUAUUUACAGUGGGGAAAAAAAGUAUUUAGUCAGCCACCAAUUGUGCAAGUUCUCCCACUUAAAAAGAUGAGAGAGGCCUGUAAUUUUCAUCAUAGGUACACGUCAACUAUGACAGACAAAAUGAGAUUUUUUUUCUCCAGAAAAUCACAUUGUAGGAUUUUUAAUGAAUUUAUUUGCAAAUUAUGGUGGAAAAUAAGUAUUUGGUCAAUAACAAAAGUUUCUCAAUACUUUGUUAUAUACCCUUUGUUGGCAAUGACACAGGUCAAACGUUUUCUGUAAGUCUUCACAAGGUUUUCACACACUGUUGCAGGUAUUUUGGCCCAUUCCUCCAUGCAGAUCUCCUCAAGAGCAGUGAUGUUUUGGGGCUGUCGCUGGGCAACACGGACUUUCAACUCCCUCCAAAGAUUUUCUAUGGGUUUGAGAUCUGGAGACUGGCUAGGCCACUCCAGGACCUUGAAAUGCUUCUUACGAAGCCACUCCUUCGUUGCCCGGGCAGUGUGUUUGGGAUCAUUGUCAUGCUGAAAGACCCAGCCACGUUUCAUCUUCAAUGCCCUUGCUGAUGGAAGGAGGUUUUCACUCAAAAUCUCACGAUACAUGGCCCCAUUCAUUAUUUCCUUUACACGGAUCAGUCGUCCUGGUCCCUUUGCAGAAAAACAGCCCCAAAGCAUGAUGUUUCCACCCCCAUGCUUCACAGUAGGUAUGGUGUUCUUUGGAUGCAACUCAGCAUUCUUUGUCCACCAAACACGACGAGUUGAGUUUUUACCAAAAAGUUAUAUUUUGGUUUCAUCUGACCAUAUGACAUUCUCCCAAUCCUCUUCUGGAUCAUCCAAAUGCACUCUAGCAAACUUCAGACGGGCCUGGACAUGUACUGGCUUAAGCAGGGGGACACGUCUGGGACUGCAGGAUUUGAGUCCCUGACGGCGUAGUGUGUUACUGAUGGUAGGCUUUGUUACUUUGGUCCCAGCUCUCUGCAGGUCAUUCACUAGGUCCCCCCGUGUGGUUCUGGGAUUUUUGCUCACCGUUCUUGUGAUCAUUUUGACCCCACGGGGUGAGAUCUUGCGUGGAGCCCCAGAUCGAGGAAGAUUAUCAGUGGUCUUGUAUGUCUUCCAUUUCCUAAUAAUUGCUCCCACAGUUGAUUUCUUCAAACCAAGCUGCUUACCUAUUGCAGAUUCAGUCUUUCCAGCCUGGUGCAGGUCUACAAUUUUGUUUCUGGUGUCCUUUGACAGCUCUUUGGUCUUGGCAAUAGUGGUGUUUGGAGUGUGACUGUUUGAGGUUGUGGACAGGUGUCUUUUAUACUGAUAACAAGUUCAAACAGGUGCCAUUAAUACAAGUAACGAGUGGAGGACAGAGGAGCCUCUUAAAGAAGAAGUUACAGGUCUGUGAGAGCCAGAAAUCUUGCUUGUUUGUAGGUGACCAAAUACUUAUUUUCCACCAUAAUUUGCAAAUAAAUUCAUUAAAAAUCCUACAAUGUGAUUUUCUGGAUUUUUUUCCCUCUAUUUGUCUGUCAUAGUUGACCUUGACCUAUGAUGAAAAUUACAGGCCUCUCUCAUCUUUUUAAGUGGGAGAACUUGCACAAUUGGUGGCUGACUAAAUACUUUUCCCCCCCAAUGUAUAUAUAUAUAUAUAUAUUUGCGGGGAAAAAAACAAACAGGGGAUUGGAAGUGAUGCAGACAAUUACAUUGAUGGAAGUUACAAUCUACCUGCAAUAUUAAAGCUGAUGUACCCCUUUAAAAAAAUUAUAUUCAAAACCUUGCAGAGAGCCUAUCCAACUGACAAUCUCUUAGAAAAAAAAUGGAAACUAUUGGAACCAAGACUUAAAAAUAACUGAUAUUGGCACAAGAUGGAGGGAAUGUUGGAACAUAACAAACAGAAUUACAGUUAACGUAAAAUGUACUGUUAAUCCAGUAUAAACGAAUGUAUCGAAUUUAUUACACAAGAGACAAUAUUCACAAAUUCUACAGCACAACGGCAGAGUCUUGUCUUAAGUGUAAAACUAACAAUGACUCAAUAAUCCAUGCCUUCUGGGAGUGCUAUAAAGUCCAAAAGUUAUGGGCGGAGUUAGAAGGUUGGCUGUCCGAAGUAUUACAAUGUACAGUGCAUUCGGAAAGUAUUCAGACCUCUUGACUUUUUCCACAUUUUGUUACGUUACAGCCUUAUUCUAAAAUGGAUUAAAUAAAAAAAAUCCUCAACAAUCUACACACAAUACCCCAUAAUAACAAAGUGAAAACAGGUUUUUAGAAAUGUUCGCAAAUUUAUUAAACAGAAAAACAGAAAUACCUUAUUUACAUAAGUAUUCAGACCCUUUGCUAUGAGACUCGAAAUUGAGCUCAGGUGCAUCCUGUUUCCAUUGAUCGUCCUUGAGAUGUUUCUACAACUUGAUUGGAGUCCACCUGUGGUAAAUUCAAUUGAUUGAUGAUUUGGAAAGGCACACCUGUCUAUAUAAGGUCCCACAGUUGACAGUGCAUGUCAGAGAUAAACCAAGCCACGAGAUCAAAGGAAUUGUCUGUAGAGCUCUGAGACAGGAUUGUGUCAAGGCACAGAUCUGGGGAAGGGUACCAAAACAUUUCUGCAGCAUUGAAGGUCCCCAAGAACACGGUGGCCUCCAUCAUUCUUAAAUGGAAGAAGUUUGGAACUACCAAGACUCUUCCUAGAGCUGGCCGCCUGGCCAAACUGAGCAAUCGGGGGAGAAGGGCCUUGGUCAGGGAGGUGACCAAGAACCCAAUGGUCACUCUGACAGAGCUCUACAGAUCCUCUGUGGAGAUGGGAGAACCUUCCAGAAGGACAACCAUCUCUGCAGCACUCCACCAAUCAGGCCUUUAUGGUAGAGUGGCCAGACAGAAGCCACUCCUCAGUAAAAGACACAUGACAGCCUGCUUGGAGUUUGCCAAAAGGCACCUAAAGACUCUCAGACCAUGAAAAACAACAUUAUCUGGUCUGAUGAAACCAAGAUUGAACUCUUUGACCUGAAUGCCAAGCGUCACGUCUGGAGGAAACCUGGCACCAUCCGUAAGGUGAAGCAUGGUGGUGGCAGCAUCAUGCUGUGGGGGUGUUUUUCAGCGGCAGGGACUGGGAGACUAGUCAGGAUCGAGGCAAAGAUGAAUGGAGCAAAGUACAGAGAGAUCCUUGAUGAAAACCUGCUCCAGAGCGCUCAAGACCUCAGACUGGGGGAAGGUUCACCUUCCAACAGGACAACAACCCUAAGCACACAGCCAAGACAACGCAGGAGUGGCUUCGGGACAAGUGUCUGAAUGUCCUUGAGUGGCCCAGCCAGAGCCCGGACUUGAACCCGAUCAAACAUCUCUGGAGAGACCUGAAAAUAGCUUUGCAGGGACGCUCCCCAUCCAACCUGACAGAGCUUGAGAGGAUCUGCAGAGAAGAAUGGGAGAAACUCCCCAAAUACAGGUGUGCCAAGCUUGAUUCAUCGCUACCAGCUGGCUACAACAACAACAAAACGGACGCUGUGGUCUGGCUAAUCAUCCCGAGCUAGGCCCAUCUCCCGGCUAUCUACCUCUCUAUCAACCGGACGGGACCACCUAGUGUUGACACGGAGCCCCGCCGAUCCUACACGACUGGUCUGCCGACGAAAUCGUCUGAUGUGGUUACGACGUUAACCACGAAGAUUCCAUCCAUCUGCUAGCCCUGGCCCGUUAGCACACGUUAUCCGUGGCCUCUUACUCACUAAACUGAACUAGCUACUGAACUAGCUACUUGCUAUUAGCCACAGCUAGCGGUGUUGCACCCAGAAUAUUGGAUUUUUUUCCGCGGGAUUAAUUUUUAAUUACUGGACAUUGAUCACCGGAUAUUCGGACAGUCUGCACAGCGCGUUAUCGACCCAGAACAUAUCAGUUUUUCCGCCGGAAUCACUGAAUCACUGGACCUUUAACUCCGGAUUCAUCGCUACCAGCUGGCUACAACAAAACGGACGUAGCACACGCUAGCCGUGGCCUCUUACUCACUAGCGCUUCACCACCGGACCUUUUGAUAACUCAGCUAUACAGCUGAUAUCUGCUGGACUGUUCCUUUUUACGGUACUACAUCCUGUUUAUGUUUAGCCUCAGCCCAAACAUGGUUAGUUUAUUGUUGUUUCGGUUAUUUCUAAUUGUACUAUAUCACUGUAGACCCCCCAGCCUAGCUAAACCUGCCUUAGUUAGCUCCUUUGUCCCUCCGCCCAUACACUCAGAGACCGACUCAAUUGAUGCCUCUAGAGAUACUAUCUCUUUCAUUGUAACCCAACGCUUAGGUUUACCUCCACUUUACUCAUAUCCUUCCAUAUCCUUGUCUGUACAUAAUGCCCUGAAUCUUUUCUAUAACACCCGGAAAUCUGUCCCCUUUAUUCUAUGUACCCAACGCACUAGAAGACCAGUUCUUAAAGCCUUUAGCCGUAUCCUUAUUCUAGUCCUCCUCUGUUCCUCUGGUGAUGUAGAGGCUAACCCAGGCCCUGUAGCCCCCAGUAUCACUCCUACUCCCCAGGAGCUAUCAUUUGAUGACUUCUGUAAUCGCAAAAGUCUUGGUUUCUUGCACAUAAAUAUCAGAAGUCUACUUCCUAAGUUUGAGUUAUUCACUGCGUUAGCCCACUCUGCCAACCCUGAUGUUCUAGCAGUGUCUGAAUCCUGGCUCAGGAAGGCCACCAAAAAUUCUGAAAUUUCCAACAUUUUCCGUCUAGAUAGAACUGCCAAAGGGGGUGGAGUUGCAAUCUACUGUAGAGAUAGCCUGCAGAGCUCUAUCAUACUAUCCAGGUCUGUGCCCAAACAGUUUGAGCUUCUACUUCUAAAAAUCCACCUUUCCAGAAAUAAGUCUCUCAUUGUUGCCGCUUGCUACAGACCCCCCUCAGCCCCCAGCUGUGCCCUGGACACCAUAUGUGAAUUGAUUGCCCCCCAUUUAUCCUCUGAGUUUGUACUGCUUGGUGACCUAAAUUGGGAUAUGCUUAAUACCCCAGCCAUCCUACAAUCCAAGCUAGAUGCCCUCAACCUCACGCAAAUUAUCAACGAACCUACCAGGUACAACCCUAAAUCCUUAAACAUGGGUACCCUCAUAGAUAUCAUCCUGACUAACAUACCCUCUAAAUACACCUCAGCUGUCUUUAACCAGGAUCUCAGUGAUCACUGCCUUAUUGCCUGCGUCCGUAACGGGUCUGCGGUCAAACGACCACCCCUCAUCACUGUCAAACGCUCCCUAAAACACUUUAGCGAGGAGGCCUUCCUAAUUGACCUGGCCCAGGUAUCCUGGAUGGAUAUAGAUCUCAUUCCGUCAGUAGAGGAUGCCUGGUUGUUCCUUAAAAGUAAUUUCCUCUCAAUCUUAAAUAAACAUGCCCCAUUCAAAAAAUACAGAACUAAGAACCGAUAUAGCCCCUGGUUCUCCUCAGACUUGACUGCCCUUGACCAGCACAAAAACAUCCUGUGGCGUACAGCAUUAGCAUCAAAUAGCCCCCGCGAUAUGCAACUUUUCAGGGAAGUUAGGAACCAAUAUACACAAGCAGUCAGGAAAGCAAAGGCUAACUUUUUCAAACAGAAAUGUGCAUCCUGUAGCACUAACUCCAAAAAGUUUUGGGACACUGUAAAGUCCAUGGAGAAUAAGAGCACUUCCUCCCAGCUGCCCACUGCACUGAGGCUAGGAAACACUAUCACCACCGAUAAAUCUACAAUAAUCGAGAAUUUCAACAAGCAUUUUGCUACAGCUGGCCAUGCUUUCCAUCUGGCUACCACUAACCCGGCCACCAACUCUGCACCCUCUGCUGCAACUUGCCCAUGCCCCCCCCGCUUCUCCUUCACACAAAUUCAGACAGCUGAUGUUUUGAAAGCGCUGCAAAAUCUGGACCCCUACAAAUCAGCUGGGCUAGACAAUCUGGACCCUUUCUUUCUAAAACUAGCCGCCGAAAUUGUUGCAACCCCUAUUACUAGUCUGUUCAACCUCUCUUUCAUAACGUCUGAGAUCCCCAGAGAUUGGAAAGCUGCCGCGGUCAUCCCCCUCUUCAAAGGGGGUGACACUCUAGAUCCAAACUGCUACAGACCUAUAUCCAUCCUGCCCUGCCUUUCGAAAGUAUUCGAAAGCCAAGUUAACAAACAGAUCAUCGACCAUUUCGAAUACCACCGUACCUUCUCCGCUAUGCAAUCCGGUUUCCGAGCUGGUCACGGGUGCACUUCAGCCACGCUCAAGGUCCUAAACGAUAUUAUAACCACGAUUGAUAAUAGACAGUACUGUGCAGCCGUCUUCAUCGACCUGGCCAAGGCUUUCGACUCUGUCAACCACCACAUUCUUAUUGGCAGACUAAAUAGCCUUGGUUUCUCAAAUGACUGCCUCGCCUGGUUCACCAACUACUUCUCAGAUAGAGUUCAGUGUGUCAAAUCGGAGGGCCUGUUGUCUGGACCUAUGGCAGUCUCUAUGGGGGUGCCACAGGGUUCAAUUCUUGGGCCGACACUUUUCUCCGUGUAUAUCAAUGAUGUCGCUCUUGCUGCUGGUGACUCUCAGAUCCACCUCUACGCAGACGACACCAUUUUGUAUACAUCUGGCCCUUCAUUGGACACUGUGUUAACAAACCUCCAAACGAGCUUCAAUGCCAUACAACAAUCCUUCAGUAGCCUUCAACUGCUCUUAAACACUAGUAAAACUAAAUGCAUGCUUUUCAAUCGAACGCUGCUAGCACCCGCCCAUCCGACUAGAAUCACCACUCUCGACGGGUCUGACCUAGAGUAUGUGGACAACUACAAAUAUCUAGGUGUCUGGUUAGACUGUAAACUCAACUUCCAGACUCACAUAAAGAAUCUCCAAUCCAAAGUUAAAUCUAGAAUCGGCUUCCUAUUUCGCAACAAAGCCUCCUUCACUCAUGCUGCCAAACAUGCCCUCGUAAAACUGACUAUCCUACCGAUCCUUGACUUCGGCGAUGUCAUUUACAAAAUAGCCUCCAACACUCUACUCAGCAAAUUGGAUGUAGUCUAUCACAGUGCCAUCCGUUUUGUCUCCAAAGCCCCAUGCACUACCCACCACUGUGACCUGUACGCUCUUGUUGGCUGGUCCUCACUACAUGUUCGUCGUCAAACCCACUGGCUCCAGGCCAUCUAUAAAUCACUGCUAGGCAAAUCCCCGCCUUAUCUAAGCUCAUUGGUCACCAUAGCAGCACCCACCCGUAGUCUGCGCUCCAGCAGGUAUAUCUCACUGGUCAUUCCCAAAGCCAACACCUCCUUUGGCCGCCAUUCCUUCCAGUUCUCUGCUGCCAAUGACUGGAAAGAAUUGCAAAAAUCUCUGAAGCUGGAGACUCUUAUCUCCCUCAAUAACUUUAAGCAUCAGUUGUCAGAGCACCUUACCGAUCACUGCACCUGUACACAGCCCAUCUGAAAUUAGCCCACCCAACUACCUCAUCCCUAUAUUGUUAUCUAUUUUGCUCUUUUGCACCCCAGUAUCUCUAUUUGCACAUCAUCUCUUGCACAUCUAGCAUUCCAGUGUUAAUACUAUUGUAAUUAUUCUGCACUAUAGCCUAUUUAUUGCCUUACCUCCAUAACUUGCUACAUUUGCACACACUGUAUAUAUAUUUUCUGUUGUAUUUCUGACUUUAUGUUUUUUUACCCCAUAUGUAACUCUGUGUUGUUUUUAUUGCACUACUUUGCUUUAUCUUGGCCAGGUCGCAGUUGUAAAUGAGAACCUGUUCUCAACUGGCUUACCUGGUUAAAUAAAGGUGAAAAAAAUAAAAAAUAAAUAAAAUUGUAGCGUCAUACCCAAGAGGACUCGAGGCAGUAAUCGCUGCCAAAGGUGCUUCAGCAAAGUGCUGAGUAAAGGGUCUGAAUACUUAUGUAAAUGUGAUAUUCCAAUUUUCAAUUUUUAAUAAAUUAGCAUUUUGGGGUAUUGUGUGUAAUUUGAUGAGCAAAAUAAAACAAUUGUAGCAUUUUUAGAAUAAGGCUGUAACAUAGCAAAAUGUGGAGAAAGUCAAUGGGUCCGAAUACUUUCCGAAUGCACAGUAAAUGUACUUUGCCUGCAUAUUUCAAGACAUGGCAUAUGAGGGUGCAGUGAGAUACCCGAUGGGUUGGACGAUACUUUUCUCGUCAAUCAUCUUGAGAAAACGUAUACUUAAAAACUGGAAAUCAACCAAUCAACACAAUGGAAAAGUCAAAUGCUUUAUUAAUGAAAUGUUGAAAAUGCGUUGGUUGACGGAGAGAAACAAAAUGGUCCAGUUUGAGGCCUAUUGGACUAGGUUUUGUUGGGUUGUUUAGAUUAUACUACUGGUGUCCCUGAACUCUGCUCUGCUUUGCUCUGCUGUUAUCUGGAUGUGAGUUGUAGAACAAACAGCUUCGAGGUGUGCAGUCUUUUUCUACUCAACUCUUAUCCUCCCCUCUCCUGUUCAGAUGCCUGCAGGUGUGUUUGAAUGUUUGAAAGAAAACAUUUGUUUUAAUGGCGCAUACUGCUUACGCUGCCCAACAGAUGACCUCGGAAACUAUCUUCAGCAGGAGACUGGGAUGCUACUGCUUGCUCUCUUUCUCUCUCUCUCUUUUUCUCUCUCUCUCUUUUUUUCUCUCUCUCUCUCUAACAUGCUCUCUUUCUCUCUCUCUCUCACUCUCUCUCUAACAUGCUCUCUCUCACUCACUCUCUCUCUCAGUUUUGCUCUCUCUCUUCUCCUCUGUAUCAGUAAAUAAUUCAAAGUGCCAACUUUCCAAGGCGUAUUGUUGUUUUCACCACAUGGCUGAAGAAUCAGGAAGAUGGCAUGUUAAGUGUUCAGUGGUGUGUGUAUGUGUAAAUAAAUUAUGACAGUGUGUGUUUUUCAGCAGUGUCUAACCCGAACAACUUCAGAACAACAACCACUUAGCCUGAUAUCCAUUAACUACCCAAACACAACACUGAAACAUUAACGAUAUGCAUGUAUCAAUAGUUUGAAUGUGCUGCUAACUACUAAAAUGCUGUUUUAGCCUCUCCUCUCCGACUAGUUGUCAUUUGCCAAACCCUGUGAUAGAAAUCAUCUGUCAUGAAUGAUGUCUUCACUGAUUGGAUCAGCUCUUCACUUACAGAAACUCUCUCUCCCUGUUGCGCCGCAUGGAAUUACUAUAGUAACACUGGAGUCAUUCAGUCUGCUCAUUUAAACACUGUGUCCUUGAAGACUCACUGUAUCAGCUACCGUAAACAUGGCCACUGGCACAGACAGUUCUGAGGGAAGGGACCUCUUAGCAUUAAGAUUAGAAUGCAUACUCCUCUGCUGCACGCACGCGAACACACACACACACACACACCCACCCACACUUCUCCCCUCCCUCCAUUACCCCAGGUCUAGAGGCAAUGACCUGGCUGUGCUUAGUCGUACUGAGCAGGCCAUUAAUAUCAGUCAUCAAUAGUAACGUCACAGACACAGACAGACACAGUGCUUUAUUUAUGAACACAGAAUACCCACAGAAUACAGAUACAAAUCUGUAUAUCGCACCACUGUAUAUGCUGGGUUUUUAACGCUCAACCGUUUCAAGAGUGUAUCAAGAAUGGUCCACCACCCAAAUUACAUCCAGCCAUCUUGACACAACUGUGGGAAGCAUUGGAGUCAACAUGGGCCAGCAUCCCUGUGGAACGCUUUCGAUACCUUGUAGAGUCCAUGGCCCGACAAAUUGAGGCUGUUCUGAGGGCAAAAGGGGGGGUGCACCACAUAUUAGGAAGGUGUUCCUAAUGUUUGAUAUACUCAGUGUAUAUCACACCACUCAGACGAAAUUCUUAAAGAUACUGCAGUAAUUCUACAAUAAGAUGCACUUAUGGUAGUCUUAUUAUGGCAGUGACUGUUUAAGUUUCAUUGUGUGUGUGUGUGGUUUGGUUUUCCUAUCCUUGUGGAGACCAGAAGUCCUCACAAGGAUAGUAAAACAAGGACAAUUCAAACAACUGGGGUCGCAGGUCCCCACAAGGAAAAAGACUACUUUAGGCUUAGGGGUUAGGUUUAGGGUUAGGGUUACAAUUAGGGUUAGAAUUAGGGGUUAGGGUUAGGAGAGGAUUAGGUUUAGUUUUAGGGUUUGGGGUUAAGGGUUAAGGUUAGGGUUAGGAUUUUGAAUGGGAAUACAUUUUUGGUUCCCCACAAGGAUAGUAAAGCAAACGUUUGUGGGUGGGGGUUAAAUGAAGCUCAUGGAAGAAUAUACAAUAGUUAGUGUGUGAUUUAUUUGUGGCUGUUCUGCCUGUCAUCUCAGCUGUAUUACAUAAUCAGUACUCCUGCCUUCUCAUUCCCCAUGCAGGCCUCUCCGCUUGGUGCUCUCCAUCACAACAACCCCACACACACACACACACACACACACACGCACACAUAUAUUUCUAAUCCUGUCUAGAUUGUGCCUCCAGAGAGCAACUGUACUUAGUUGGCAACAGUGCUGAUGUAGCAGAGAUGGUUUGUAUUUUACUAGGCUUUAGUUCCGCAGGCUAACACAGUCUUGAAGCAUUCAGGUGACCGUGUUUAAAACUAGUCGGUCAUAGACUCGUGGGGAGAGAGAUAGAUGCACUCAGUGGGAGAGAGAUAGAUGGCUGUAACUGAGUGUGCAUAAACUGGUACAAGGCGUGGUUAUUUUGCGUGUUGGAAAAUAUUUCCUUUAUCCAGAGGUCUCUUCCUGUCCUGGAUGGUUGCCAGGAUACAGGAGGGAGUGACACUUCAGAGGUCCUUUGUUGUUGACUUCCUCCCCCGUUCCUCCCUGUUCCAAAAUAGCCUGUAGCUCCUAGCGCUCUGUGUGGAUGAGCUUCCCUUAUCCACUAUCACACACACCACUGGCAUCCCUCACCCAACCCCUAAUUCACUCCUACCUAGUCCCCACUACAUUACCCCCUAGCCCCUGCUACUCUGCCCUAUGCAUUCACCCCCCCCCCCCCACACACACACACACACACACACACACUCUCUCACUCACUCUCUCUCUCACACUCUCUCUCUCUCAGACACACAGCUCUGAGUGUGUUAUUGGUGCUGUGGGUGGAUCCAGGUUGUCAGAAGGACAGGAUAGAUAGCAGCUAGUGUAAUCACUGCUAAAGGACGAGAGAGCCAGCCUUCCUUCUCUAUCUCAGGGGUCCAUUGCUUCCUGUCUCGUUCUUCUCCCCCCCCCCCCCCCCCGUCGUCGUUGGGCUGUGUUGCUGAGUGGAUGUGGUGGCAGAGAGAUGGAUGGGCAGAUUACUGCGGCUGCAAAGGACGUCUGAGGGGACUGGGUGGAGUAAACACACACACACACACUGCCUUAUACACACUGCCAGCUGCUGUUACAACACUAGACCCAGACGGGGUGUGUGUGUGUGCGUGUGCGUGUGUGCGUUUGUGUACUCAAAGGCAGAGGGCCACAGCACUUAAGGGCUCUCAGGGCAUCCAUAGUCAGGGAGGGAGACUUGGAAUGGAACAUGCAGUGCACACUCUGAAGGGAAGGAGAUGAGUGCACUUCACAGUGUUCUCUGAAAGGAAGGAGUGGAGACUUGGAAGGGAACAUGUAGUUUACGACUGUCUCGUAUCUGGGCAUCUGAUUUCCCCUUGGAAGGGGCAGAAGUGUCCUACAGAUGCUGCAGAGAUGGUGGAAGGGAGCAGGGAGUGAGUGUGUAGCAUCUACAGCAUGUUGAAUUCUUAAUGGAUAUUGCCUUGUAACGUUGUGACAUUGAAGUGUGAACUUAGAGACAUUGGUCAUGUAAAAAAAUUAUGAGGGGUAUUUGGGAAGUGUUUUGUUUUUGUUGAUCUAAACAUAAAAGUACUUGUAGUUGUAAUUCUGUUCAGAACACGAACUUGAGACCCCAUUUUCUUCUACUCGUUUGUUUACUUGUCUGAAUAAAAAAUGCAAAUGCUGUUUCCAUCCAAAUUGGGACCAGAUUGCUGUAAACACAUUUGGCAUUCACUGCAUAAGGAUUGUUGUUUUCUCUGUCUGUUGAGUUAAACACACUUGGAAGGCUGUGGAUCAGACACAGUUAGGGAAUCUAAUCUUUAUUCAGUAUGCCUGUUAGUGUGUUGUCGUUAGCUCGUUAGAAGUGCUUGGUAUAUGUGUGUGUACGUGCGUGUCUGUCUGUCUCUUGGUGCCUGCGGGGCAUAGCACAGCCUCAGGCAAAAUGAUGCUGGGUUUUAUUCCACACAUUGGUCUCUCUGCUGAUCUCAGUGUGUAUGGUCCAGAGUGCUUUGACUGAAAGUGUUGAUAUUUCACUACUAACCAACAGAGGCCGGAGGGCCAUUGUUCAAAAACCACAAGUUUAAUGUAUUUCUCCCCAAGGCGUAGACCAAGUCAAAACACCCUGAAAUCACGAUGAAUAACAACAAUUCACUCGCUAGCCCUCUGCUUUCUUCAAAUAUACAGUAAAAAUCUACUGUUUGUUUCUUCAAAGGAAGGAGUAAAGGCGCUAUCUCUGACAACAACGGUCUUGAAUAACCUCUACUGUGUCUUUGUUAGUGAAGCUUUUAAACUACCCAUCGUACUAUAUGUGUACAGAAGACUCAGUGGAGCAUGACUCGUCACAAAGCUCUGCUUGACUGAGAGGGAUGGAUGGACACCUUUAUGGAAACUGACAGGAAGUGUCUCUCUCUGUCUCUCUACCACUCUCUGUCUCUCUCCUUACCAUUCUCCCUCUCUCUCUCUCUCCCUACCACUCUCUCUUUCAUUCUCUCUUUCUCUCCAGACCACUCUCUCUCUCUUUCUCGUUCUCUCUUUCCAUUUCUCUCCCUCUCCCCAUAUUCCCUACCAACGUAAUGUCUCAGUUUAGUUCUUCCGACCAAUACAGACAGCCUUUCUCUCUCGUUCUCUCUCUCAAUUCAAUUUUCAAUUUAAGGGCUUUAUUGGCAUGGGAAACAUACGUUAACAUUGCCAAAGCAAGUGAAAUAGAUAAUAAACAAAAGUGAAAUAAACAAUAGAAAAUGUACAGUAAACAUUACACUCACAAAAGUUCCAAAAGAAUAAAGACAUUUCAAAUGUCAUAUUAUGUCUAUAUACAGUGUUAUAAUGAUGUGCAAAUAGUACAAGUACAAAAAGGAAAAUAAAUUAACAGAAAUAUAGGUUGUAUUUACAAUUGUCACGAUCGUCGUAUACAGAGGAGGACCAAGGCGCAGCGUUGCAGGCAAACAUACUCUUUAUUAGAGACACGACAAAAACAACAAAACGAUAACGUGACAGUUCACGGUCUAACACAAACAGACUAGAAACAAGAUCCCACAACAUUUGUGGGCAAAUAGCCUCUAUAAAUAUGGCUCCCAAUCAGAGACAACCAGCCACAGCUGACACUCGUUGCCUCUGAUUGGGAACCACUCUGGCCAACACAGACAUACAACCUCUAGAAUAUCCACACCCUGGCUCAACAUAUAGAGUCCCAGAGCCAGGGUGUGACAGUACCCCCCCCUAAAGGCUCGGACUGCGACCGUGCCUAAACGUACACACACCAGGGGAGGGCUGGGUGGGCAUUCCUCCUCGGAGGCGGUUCCGGCUCCGGGCUUGACCACCACCCUUCCACCAUCCCCCCGUGGAGCCCCUGGUCCGGUCUGGCCCCGCUGGCUGGAGCUGGACCGGACAUCGUAGAAGCGGACCGCUUUGGCUACGGUGUGGAGCAGCUGACCGGUACCUUACCAGGCACCGGUGACCCAGGCACGGGUUGUGCUGGAUUGACGACGCGCACCCCUGGCUUGGUGCGUGGAGCCGGAACGGGCCGGACCGGGCUGACGACUCGCACCCCUUCCGCAUACCGCGGAACCUGCCCAGUCUCAUGCUGUCAUGCCUGAGUACGGGGAGUUGGCUCUGCUCUCCAUCCAGGCUCCGCCAACCUGCCUUCUGGCCCCCAAAACCCGGUGGCCUCCUCUCCUAAUCUCCCAAUUCGCCCUGUGGCAGCCUCCUGCUGCCCAGUCGCCCAUGCCGUGUGCCCCCCCCUAAAAAAUUAUUGGGGGUGCCACUCGCCCGUCCGACCACGGCCCGGUUGACGCCGCUUCUCCACUCCUGCCUGGGUCUCCCCCUUCAUCGCCUUCCGGUACCGGACGGCCUCCUCCUUCGUAAUCUGCCCCCAGCCGAGGAGGACAUCCACCAGCGUUACCUCCUGCGUGUGUUCCUGGACACGCUGCUUGGUCCUGGUUUGGUGGGAUCUUCUGUCACGAUAGUCGUAUAUAGAGAAGGACCAAGGCGCAGCGUUGCAGGCAAACAUAUUCUUUAUUAGAGACACGAUCAAAAACAACAAAACGAUAACGUGACAGUUCACGGUCUAACACAAACAGACUAGAAACAAGAUCCCACAACAUUUGUGGGCAAAUAGCCUCUAUAAAUAUGGCUCCCAAUCAGAGACAACCAGCCACAGCUGACACUCGUUGCCUCUGAUUGGGAACCACUCUGGCCAACACAGACAUACAACCUCUAGAAUAUCCACACCCUGGCUCAACAUAUAGAGUCCCAGAGCCAGGGUGUGACAACAAUGGUGUUUGUUCUUCACUGGUUGCCCUUUUCUUGUGGCAACAGGUCACAAAUCUUGCUGCUGUGAUGGCACACUGUGGUAUUUCACCCAAUAGAUAUGAGAGUUUAUCCUAAUUGGAUUUGUUUUCAAAUUAUUUGUGGGUCUGUGUAAUCUGAGGGAAGUAUGUGUCUCUAAUAUGGUCAUACAUUUGUCAGGAAGUUAGGAAGUGCAGCUCAGUUUCCACCUCAUUUUGUGGGCAGUGUGCACAUAGCCUGUCUUCUCUUGAGAGCCAGGUCUGCCUACGGCGGCCUUUCUCAAUAGCAAGGCUAUGAUCACUAAGUCUGUACAUAGUCAAAGCUUUCCUUAAUUUUGGGUCAGUCACAGUGGUCAGGUAUUCUGCCACUGUGUACUCUCUGUUUAGGGCCAAAUAGCGUUCUAGUUUGCUCUGUUUUUUUGUAAAUUAUUUCCAAUGUGUCAAGUAAUUAUUUUUUUGUUUUCUCAUGAUUUGGUUGAGUCUAAUUGUGUUGCUGUCCUGGGGCUCUGUGGGGUCAGUUUGUGUUUGUGAACAGAGCCUCAGGGCCAGCUUGCUUAAGGGACUCUAAUCUAGGUUAAACUCUCUGUAGGUGAUGGCUUUGUUAUGGAAGGUUUGGGAAUCGCUUCUUUUUAGGUGGUUGUAGAAUUUAACGGCUAUUUUCUGGAUUAUGAUAAUUAGCGGGUAUCUGCCUAAUUCUGCUCUGCAUGCAUUAUUUGGUGUUUUACAUUGUACACAGAGGAUUUUUUUGCAGAAUUCUGCAUGCAGAGUCUCAAUUUGUUGUUUGUCCCAUUUUGUGAAUUCUUGGUUGGUGAGCGGACCCCAGACCUCACAACCAUAAAGGACAAUGGGUUCUAUAACUGAUUGAAGUAUUUUUAGCAAGAUCCUAAUUGGUACAGUUGAAGUCGGAAGUUUACAUACACUUAGGUUGGAGUCAUUAAAAUUCGUUUUUCAACCACUCCACAAAUGUCUUGUUAACAAACUAUAGUUUUGGCAAGUCGGUUAGGACAUCUACUUUGUGCAUAACACAAGUAAUUUUUACAACAAUUGUUUACAGACAGAUUAUUUCACUUAUAAUUCACUGUAUCACAAUUCCAGUGAGUCAGAAGUUUACAUACACUAAGUUGACUGUGCCUUAAACAGCUUGGAUAAUUCCAGAAAAUGAUGUCAUGGCGUUAGAAGCUUCUGAUAGGUUAAUUGACAUCAUUUGAGUCAAUUGGAGGUGUACCUGUGGAUGUAUUUCAAGGCCUACCUUCAAACUCAGUGCCUCUUUGCUUGACAUCAUGGGAAAAUCAAAAGAAAUCAGCCAAGACCUCAGAAAAAAACUUGGGAGCAAUUUCCAAACGCCUGAAGAUACCGCGUUCAUCUGUACAAACAAUAGUACGGAAGUAUAAACACCAUGGGACCACGCAGCCAUGGGACCACGCAGAACGCGUCUCCUCAGGAAGGAGACGCGUUCUGUCUCCUAGAGAUGAACGUACUUUGGUGUGAAAAGUGCAAAUCAAUCCCAGAACAACAGCAAAGGACCUUGUGAAGAUGCUGGAGGAAACAGGUACAAAAGUAUCUAUAUCCACAGUAAAAUGAGUCCUAUAUCGACAUAACCUGAAAGGCCACUCAGCAAAGAAGAAGCCACUGCUCCAAAACCGCCAUAAAAAAGCCAGACUACGGUUUCCAACUGCACAUGGGUCGUACCUUUUUGGAGAAAUGUCCUCUGGUUUGAUGAAACAAAAAUAGAACUGUUUGGCCAUAAUGACCAUCGUUAUGUUUGGAGGAAAAAGGUGGGUUCUUGCAAGCCGAAGAACACCAUCCCAACCGUGAAGCACGGGGGUGGCAGCAUCAUGCUGUGGGGGUGCUUUGCUGCAGGAGACACUGGUGCACUGCACAAAAUAGAUGGCAUCAUGAGGAAGGAAAAUGAUGUGGAGAUAUUGAAGCAACAUCUCAAAACAUCAGUCAGGAAGUUAUAGCUUGGUUGCAAACGGGUCUUCCAAAUGGACAAUGACCCCAAGCAUACUUCCAAAGUUGUGGCAAAAUGGCUUAAGAACAACAAAGUCCAGGUAUUGGAGUGGCCAUCACAAAGCAAUGACCUCAAUCCUAUAGAAAAUGUGUGGGCAGAACUGAAAAAGCGUGUGCGAGCAAGGAGGCCUACAAACCUGACUCAGUUACACCAGCUCUGUCAGGAGGAAUGGGCCAAAAUUCACCCAACUUAUUGUUGGAAGCUUGUGGAAGGCUACCCGAAACGUUAAGUUAAACAAUUGAAAGGCAAUGCUACCAAAUACUAAUUGAGUGUGUGUGAACUUCUGACCCACUGGGAAUGUGAUGAAAUAAAUAAAAGCUGCAAAAAUCUCUGAAGCUGGAGACACUUAUCUCCCUCACUAACUUUAAGCAUCAGUUGUCAGAGCACCUUAACGAUCACUGCACCUGUACACAGCCCUUCUGAAAUUAGCCCACCCGACUAUCUCAUCCCCAUAUUGUUAUUUAUUUUGCUCAUUUGCACCCCAGUAUCUCUAUUUUCACAUCAUCUCUUGCACAUCUAUCAUUCCAGUGUUAAUACUAAUUGUAAUUAUUUUGCACUAUAGCCUAUUUAUUGCCUUACCUCCAUAACUUGCUACAUUUGCACACACUGUAUAUAUAUUUUCUGUUGUAUUUUUGACUUUAUGUUUUGUUUUACCCCAUAUGUAACUCUGUGUUGUUGUUUUUAUCGCACUGCUUUGCUUUAUCUUGGACAGGUCACAGUUGUAAAUGAGAACUUGUUCUCAACUGGCUUACCUGGUCAAAUAAAGGUUAAAUAAAUAAAAAAAUAUAUAUAUAUAUCUUACUGAGAUUUCUCUCUCUCUCUCUCUCGCCUUCCCAGCGCCCCUAACCAUUACACAUGUAUUAUAUUAACUCCCUCUUCACUCCAACUACCAUUAUAUCACUGACAGUUCUCUAUGCAAAGGUACUUAGUAGAUAAAAUAAAUAAAACAGUCUGUCUUUGAGCUGACUGCCAAGGUAUUCUUUUCAUGUUCAAACUACUACAAUUAUUCUGAUGAGAUGGCAGGUUUACCACUCUCUGAAAUUACUGUUUUAGUCACCAUGGUUACAGCUAUGGGAGACCUGGUCUCUUUAAAGGAUAUAUUUUCCACCAAACUGUGUAUUGUGUGUACCUCACUAUGUUCUACAGAGAUUGAUGUUGUAGUGUCGCUUUGACAAUGUCUGUCUGAAGGAAACCAAUAUUUAACCAGAGUUGAAGUAAACGUACAAGGAUGUGUACUGCACUUGAUGAAAUCACCACACGCAUGCACAUACACACACAAAGACAAACACAAACACACAUACACACACACACAUACACACACACACACACACACACACACACACAAACACACAUACAUAAACACACAUACACACACACACACAGUGUCCUAGUUCCACUGUUCAUCAUUAAGACGUGAGAGUAAACAGCCUGUCUGGUAAUGUCCCCAUUAACCUGUAGAUCAGACAGCGACACACCAUCACUCAUCCACUGGCCCAGUGGGGGUACAAACCUUGAGUUGUCUCUCUUUAUUUCCCACACUAAUCAAUCUCUAUCAAUCAAACUCUCUCUCUCUCUCUUUAUUUCCCACACUAAUCAAUCUCUAUCAAUCAAUCAAACUCUCUCUCUCUCUGUCUCUGUCUCUCUCUCUCUCUCUCUCAACCCGAGGUUGACGGUUCGAAUCCCAGUGCUGGCAGGGAUUGACCUGGCAACUGGAGGGUUGCUGGCAUCAAUAUCUGUUGCCACCUACCGCUGAUGUUCACUUGAGCAAGGAGCUUAACCCCCUAAAAUAAUUGCUUAUUGGGCGCUGCUUUGUGGCUGCCCUGUGAUCCAACCUAAUGUGUGUGUGUGUAUCGGGGGGUUGGAUAAAAGCAGAAGACACAUUUCUAUCUCGCGUGGACUAAUAAAGUAUAUCUUAUGUAUUCUUCUCAGUAAAAUCAUCUUCUCAGUCUAGGCAAUUAUCUCUGUCUGACACAGUGACAGAUUGAAUUUGCUCUUCAAGGAAAAACAAUAUAGUCCUCCAGUCCUUUGACAGAUACAAGCUGCUAUUGUUCAUCUUUUCAAUUCAUUAUUGUGUGAAUGCUAUUCCAGUAGUGACUUAUUGGGUUGUCUGUUUGUGUCUGGGUGGAUGCGUGAGUGAGCAUGAGUUUUCCUUUUCUCUUAGGGCCUGUUCAGCCAUGCCUCUGUUUUACCUCAAGCUCUGCUUAUCACCGGGGGAAAUGUACACUCGCACUGCCAAAGGACACAUUCUGAAUAUGAACAUCAAUAUGUCACUUUCUCUGACUUUCUCUCUCUCUCUUUGUUUGUCUUUCUCCAUAUCCUCCUUACAUCUUCCAUCCUCUCUCUCCUUGUAUUGAUGUCUCCCUCUCUCAAAAUCAAUCCAUCAUUAACCCACUCCUCUCCUCCAUGGCAGGUUCCAGAGGAGGCCUCUCUGCUGCUGGCGUCCCCCAGGAUGCUGCUGCCGUCAUCGAGUAUUCUGCCUCCCAGCACCCCCCUGUCAGUCCACCACCAGAUCCAACUGCUACAGCAACAACUACAGCAACAACAGCAACAGACACAUGUAGCUGUGGCACAGGUAGGACUGAGACACACACACACACACACACACACACACGUUUGUGUAUGUAACAGAUGGUGUUUGUAGUACUGUGGAUGGGUGAGGAGGUCUUGUUGUUUGAACUACAGUGAGAUGGUCAUUACCAUAACAAAUGGUGUUUUAACCUUGCCCCGGUGUACUGUGUGUUUGUGUGUGGUUCCCUCCUAGCUACUGUCUUGUUUGUCUGCGAGCUCUUCACUUUGCUAAUAUUAACCUUUAUGAAUCAUGUCAACCUUAUCUUGUGUGACUUUAACACUAGCUCUCCUACACACUCAAACGAACACACACACACACACACACACACACACACACACACAUACACAGUACACGUAAUACCAAUUACUCACAUCAGAAAAGAGGAUUAAUGUAUGUACUGUACAUCAGUAUUAACAAAAUGUUGAACCACUGUCACCUUUACAGUGUAUCACUGUAUAUACAGGAAAAUAGAAAGGUUACAGUUGGGUUACUAUUGAAUAAAGUCAGAUUUUGUUUUCAGUGACCUAGUCAGGACGCUUAGGUCAUACACUCCCUCACACUCCAUCUGUGUGGAAUUAACACACACACACACAAACACACACACACACAGGUUCACACUGUCAGCCAGUUAGCGAAGCUCCCCCUAUUUUCCCCCUAUUUACACACAACUAUAUGAACACACACACACUUACACAACACAAAACCCACACACUGUCAGCGAGUUAGCAACAAGCCUGGAGACCAAAGGCCGCAAUUUCACAACUGAGCUCCCUUUAUUUACCUCAAACUGCUUGAACACACAUACACACACACAUACUCACUACCUGUCCUAACUGAAGCAGUUGAACCCAAAGUGUCCCUUGCUGUUGAUCGCUGAUGUGUUUCAAUAUUCCAGGAGGCCUGAUGUAGCUGUCCUGUCAUUGCCUGUACUGAAGUUGUAUAACUGAGGUCACACUCUUCCUCUGAGGGCCUAUACACAGAGGUCAAACAGUAGGCAUAAACUACAUAACAGUUCCCAUUACUGUGUGGAUAGUUUACGUACACACACACAUAAAGUGCACACACACUCUCUCACACACGGACCACACAGAAAAUCAAGGCAGUCCCUCUGCCGUUUUCCCGUGAGUGACGGCAGUGUCACUUUUGAUGUGAUGUCACACACGCACACUCUUAUGUCACCCUCUACUUAAUCUGAGGCCUGUGAUGUUCGUUUAUUUAUCUCUCCAGCAGCGUUUUGGGCCGUGGUUCCCUGGGGAAAGCCCUGCCUUGUCAGAUCAAACCACAGACACAAUGUUUUUGAUGUUGAAAGAGAUAAUUUUACAAAUACAAGACAUGGACAUGGAAAUAACCCAAACACACACACACAUACACAUUUCACACAGCUCAACGCUAGACGGGGACAGGGGAAUAACCAACCUCCCUCCCUCUCCUCCCUUCCAGCCGAUGUAGGCCUAUUAAGUAAUGAUUAGUCCGGCCUCCUCCUGUUGUUAUUGGCUAAUUGCUGUUUGUAUUGUCUUGCUGGUGAAAGUGUAAGGCUUUACACUCGUGGGCCAUGAGAGCAUUAGAGGCAGUCCAACUGAGCUUAAGGAGUCUUGGCUCUUAUCCUGCUUAUCUGUCUGUCCAAACCCCAGCUCACUGCACAGGCAUGGAUAAACCCAUCAGUUCUGCUGCCUGCCUGCCGUGCCGUGUGGCAUUAAGACUUUGCCCACAGCUAGUUUCAACUGGUCCUUGAUGAGUAAGGAGAAUUAAAAACCCACUCCGAGGUUAAAAAGAAGACAAUAAUAAGCUGUGUAAAACACAACAUUUGGAAAGUAAGUGAAUCAAAUCAAAUCAAAUUGUAUUGGUCACAUGCGCCGAAUACAACAGGUGCAGACAUCACAGUGAAAUGCUUACUUACAGCCCUUAACCAACAGUGCAUUUAUUUUUAACAAAAAAAGUAAAAAAUAAAACAACAACAAAGAAAGUGUUGAGAAAAAAAGAGCAUAAAAUAACAGUAGGGAGGCUAUAUAUACAGGGGGGUACCGGUGCAGAGUCAAUGUGCGGGGGCACCGGCUAGUUGAGGUAGUUGAAGUAAUAUGUACAUGUGGGUAGAGUUAAAGUGACUAUGCAUAAAUAAUUAACAGAGUAGCAGCAGCGUAAAAAGGAUGGGGUGGGGGGGCAGUGCAAAUAGUCCGGGUAGCCAUGAUUAGCUGUUCAGGAGUCUUAUGGCUUGGGGGUAGAAGCUGUUGAGAAGUCUUUUGGACCUAGACUUGGCACUCCGGUACCGCUUACCGUGCAGUAGCAGAGAGAACAGUCUAUGACUAGGGUGGCUGGAGUCUUUGACAAUUUUGAGGGCCUUCCUCUGACACCGCCUGGUAUAGAGGUCCUGGAUGGCAGGAAGCUUGGCCCCAGUGAUGUACUGGGCCGUACGCACUACCCUCUGUAGUGCCUUGCGGUCGGAGGCCAAGCAGUUGCCAUACCAGGCGGUGAUGCAACCAGUCAGGAUGCUCUCGAUGGUGCAGCUGUAGAAUUUUUUGAGGAUCUGAGGACCCAUGCCAAAUCUUUUCAGUCUCCUGAGGGGGAAUAGGCUUUGUCGUGCCCUCUUCACGACUGUCUUGGUGUGUUUGGACCAUGAUAGUUCGUUGGUGAUGUGGACACCAAGGAACUUGAAGCUCUCAACCUACAGCCCCGUCGAUGAGAAUGGGGGCGUGCUCAGUCCUCUUUUUUUUCCUGUAGUCCACAAUCAUCUCCUUUGUCUUGGUCACGUUGAGGGAGAGGUUGUUGUCCUGGCACCACACGGCCAGGUCUCUGACCUCCUCCCUAUAGGCUUUCUCAUCGUUGUCGGUGAUCAGGCCUACCACUGUUGUGUCGUUGGCAAACUUAAUGAUGGUGUUGGAGUCGUGCCUGGCCAUGCAGUCAUGGGUGAACAGAGAGUACAGGAGGGGACUGAGCACGCACCCCUGAGGGGCCCCCGUGUUGAGGAUCAGUGUGGCAGAUGUGUUGUUACCUACCCUUACCACCUGGGGGCGGCCCGUCAGGAAUUCCAGGAUCCAGUUGCAGAGGGAGGUGUUUAGUCCCAGGAUCCUUAGCUUAGUGAUGAGCUUAGAGGGCACUAUGGUGUUGAAUGCUGAGCUGUAGUCAAUGAAAAGCAUUCUCACGUAGGUGUUCCUCUUGUCCAGGUGGGAAAGGGCAGUGUGGAGUGCAAUAGAGAUUGCAUCAUCUGUGGAUCUGUUGGGGCGGUAUGCAAAUUGGAGUGGGUCUAGGGUUUCUGGGAUAAUGCUGUUGAUGUGAGCCAUGACCAGCCUUUCAAAGCACUUCAUGGCUACAGACGUCAGUGCUACGGGUCGGUAGUCAUUUAGGCAGGUUAUCUUAGAGUCCUUGGGCACAGGGACUAUGGAGGUCUGCUUGAAACAUGUUGGUAUUACAGACUCAGUCAGGGACAUGUUGAAAAUGUCAGUGAAGACACUUGCCAGUUGGUCAGCACAUGCUCGGAGUACACGUCCUGGUAAUCCGUCUGGCCCUGCGGCCUUGUGAAUGUUGACCUGCUUAAAAGUCUUACUCACAUCGGCUACGGAGAGCGUGAUCACAUAGUCAUCCGGAACAGCUGGUGCUCUCAUGCAUGCUUCAGUGUUGCUUGCCUCGAAGCGAGCAUAGAAGUGGUUUAGCUCGUCUGGUAGGCUUGUGUCACUGGGCAGCUCGCGGCUGUGCUUCCCUUUGUAGUCUGUAAUAGUUUUCAAGCCCUGCCACAUCCGACGAGCGUCAGAGCCAGUGAAGCAGAGGAGGAUGUGACUGCCUUGUGGAAGUCUAGUUCUGAAGGCCAGAGUGUGUGUGUGUGUGCGUGUGUGCAUGUGUGUGUGCGCAUGUGCCUGUGUGUGUGUGUCUGUACUUUCUUGCGUGUGUGUGAGACUGGGUACCCGGUUAGCUGGACCUGAUUGAAAGCACCCCUCUAACCCCUGUCUGCCAGUCCAGUCAGUCAAUCGCCCUGAGAGGGUGAUGAUGUCACUAUUGACUUUGUGCAACAGACAGUCAGGAAGAAAAUAUUUGAUCUCCGCCAAUCAGGUGUCAAGGUGGGUCAAGCAUAUAACUUCUCUUUAGUCUCAGAGGGAGGGCCAGGAGAGCGAAUAGCGAUCGGCCCAGUUAGGUUGGUACAACGCCAACUCUCUGAGACUGAAAGGACUUCUAACCAAAGUGCUGACGGUAGCUGAGAAGUUAGAAGUUAGCCGCUCCGUGAAAGCUCACACUUAUCACAAUCAUUUAGAGUUGAAAGGAGAGAAGAAGAGGAAAGGAUGAGAGAGGGAGAGGAGGAGAGAAUAAUUAUUAACUUAAUCAGUGAAGUGUGAAUACUUGUGUUUAAUGAGACUCUUACACUGCAGAGCAGAACCUACACUGAACUCAAAUAUAAACGCAGCAUGUAAAGUGUUGGUCCCAUAUUUCAUGAGAGGAAAUAAAAGAUCCCAGAAAUGUUCCAAACGCACAAAAAGCUUAUUUCUCUCAGAUUUUGUUCACAAAUGUGUUUACAUCCCUGCUAGUAAGCAUUUCUCCUUUGCCAAGAUAAUCCUUCCAUGUGACAGGUGUGGCCUAUCAAGAAGCUGAUUUAACAGCAUGAUCAUUACACUGGAGCAUCUUGUGCUGGGGGACAAUAAAAGGCCACUCUAAAAUGUGCAGUUUUGUCACACAACAGAAUGCCACAAAUGGCAUGCUGACUGCAGGAAUGUCCACCAGAGCUAUUGCCAGAUAAUAAAGUGGGGAGAACAAGUAUUUGAUACACUGCCGAUUUUGCAGGUUUUCCUACUUACAAAGCAUGUAGAGGUCUGUACAUUUUUAUCAUAGGUACACUUCAACUGUGAGAGAUGGAAUCUAAAACAAAAAUCCAGAAAAUCAUAUUGUAUGAUUUUUAAGUAACAAUUUGCAUUUUAUUGCAUGACAUAAGUAUUUGAUCACCUACCAACCAGUAAGAAUUCCGGCUCUCACAGACCUGUUAGUUUUUCUUUAAGAAGCCCUCCUGUUCACCACUCAUUACCUGUAUUAACUGCACCUGUUUCAACUCGUUACCUGUAUAAAAGACACCUGUCCACACACUCAAUCAAACAGACUCCAACCUCUCCACAAUGGCCAAGACCAGAGAGCUGUGUAAGGACAUCAGGGAUAAAAUUGUAGACCUGCACAAGGCUGGGAUGGGCUACAGGACAAUAGGCAAGCAGCUUGGUGAGAAGGCAACAACUGUUAAUGUAAUUAUUAGAAAAUGGAAGAAGUUCAAGAUGACGGUCAAUCACCCUCGGUCUGGGGCUCCAUGCAAGAUCUCACCUCGUGGGGCAUCAAUGAUCAUGAGGAAGGUGAGGGAUCAGCCCAGAACUACACGGCAGGACCUGGUCAAUGACCUGAAGAGAGCUGGGACCACAGUCUCAAAGAAAACCAUUAGUAACACACUACGCCGUCAUGGAUUAAAAUCCUGCAGCGCACGCAAGGUCCCCCUGCUCAAGCCAGCGCAUGUCCAGGCCUGUCUGAAGUUUGCCAAUGACCUUCUGGAUGAUCCAGAGGAGGAAUGGGAGAAGGUCAUGUGGUAUGAUGAGACAAAAAUAGAGCUUUUUGGUCUAAACUCCACUCGCCGUGUUUGGAGGAAGAAGAAGGAUGAGUACAACCCCAAGAACACCAUCCCAACCGUGAAGCAUGGAGGUGGAAACAUCAUUCUUUGGGGAUGCUUUUCUGCAAAGGGGACAGGACGACUGCACCGUAUUGAGGGGAGGAUGGAUGGGGCCAUCUAUUGCGAGAUCUUGGCCAACAACCUCCUUCCCUCAGUAAGAGCAUUGAAGAUGGGUCGUGGCUGGGUCUUCCAGCAUGACAACGACCCGAAACACACAGCCAGGGCAACUAAGGAGUGGCUCCGUAAGAAGCAUCUCAAGGUCCUGGAGUGGCCUAGCCAGUCUCCAGACCUGAACCCAAUAGAAAAUCUUUGGAGGGAGCUGAAAGUCCGUAUUGCCCAGCGACAGCCCUGAAACCUGAAGGAUCUGGAGAAGGUCUGUAUUGAGGAGUGGGCCAAAAUCCCUGCUGCAGUGUGUGCAAACCUGGUCAAGACCUACAGGAAACGUAUGAUCUCUGUAAUUGCAAACAAAGGUUUCUGUACCAAAUAUUAAGUUCUGCUUUUCUGAUGUAUCAAAUACUUAUGUCAUGCAAUAAAAUGCAAAUUAUUUACUUAAAAAUCAUACAAUGUGAUUUUCUGGAUUUUUGUUUUAGAUUCCGUCUCUCACAGUUGAAGUGUACCUAGGAUAAAAAUUACAGACCUCUACAUGCUUUGUAAGUAGGAAAACCUGAAAAAUCGGCAGUGUAUCAAAUACUUGUUCUCCCCACUGUAUAUGUUAAUUUAUCUACCAUAAGCCACCUCCAUCAUCUUUUUAGAGAAUUUGGCAGUACGUCCAACCGGCCACACAACCGCAGACCAUGUGUAUGGCCACGUGUGGGUGAGCGGUUUGCUGAUGUCAACGUUGUGAACAGAGUGCCCCAUGGUGGUGGUGGGGUUACGGUAUGGGUAGGCAUAAGCUAAGGACAACGAACACAAUUGCAUGUUAUUGAUGGCAAUUUGAAUGCACAGAGAUACCGUGACGAGAUCCUGAAGCCCAUUGUCGUGCCAUUCAUCCGCCGCCAUCACCUCAUUUUUCAGCAUGAUAAUGCACGGCCCCAUGUCGCAAGGAUCUGUACACAAUUCUUGGAAGCUGAAAAUGUCCCAGUUCUUCCAUGGCCUGCAUACUCACCAGACAUGUCACCCAUUGAGCACGUUUGGGAUGCUCUGGAUCAACGUGUACAACAGCAUGUUCCAGUUCCCGCCAAUAUCCUGCAACUUUGCACAGCCAUUGAAGAGGAGUGGGACAACAUUCCACAUACCAUAAUCAACAGUCUGACCAACUCGAUGCAAAGGAGAGGUUUCGCACUGCAUGAGGCAAAUGGUGGUCACAGAUACUGACUGGUUUUCUGAUCCACGGCCCUACUUUUUUUAAAGGUAUCUUUGACCAACAUAUGCAUAUCUGUAUUCCCAGUCAUGUGAAAUCCAUAGAUUAGGGCCUAAUUUAUUUAAAUUGACUGAUUUCCUUACAUGAACUGUAACUCAGUAAAAUGGGCUCCCGAGUGGCGCAGCGGUCUAAGGCACUGCAUCUCAGUGCUUGAGGCGUCACUACAGACCCCCUGGUUUGAUUCCAGGCUGUAUCACAACCGGCCGUGAUUGGGAGUCCCAUAGGGCAGCGCACAAUUGGCCCAGCGUUGUCCGGUUUUGGCCGGUGUAGGCCAUCAUUGUAAAUACGAAUUUGUUCUUAACUGACUUGCCUAGUUAAAUAAAGAUAAAAUAAAUAAAAAUUGUUGCAUUUAUAUUUUUGUUCAGUAUAAUUCAUACCCUGCUGGAAGUUAGCUCACACACACACACACACACACACACAAACACACACACACACACACACUGUCUCUCUCUGCCUGGCUGCAUAAACUACAUGAGGAUAAUCCUGAACUGGGUGGUAAUAGAGUUGUACAUCCUCUGAUUCUUGUAGGAACGUCACCUCAAAACUAAGUCGUUGAUUGAGAAGGAACGUUUUAGGGUGGAGGGAUUUCCCCCCCCCCGAAACCCUUUUCAACGGGUGCACUUAGGCUGUUUGCUAAUCCAGACUUGCAGGUGUCACUGGAAGUUCAACUACGUUUUAGUCUGUUACAGUUCAUUAGAGACUGUAAUUAUUGAGCCAUCUAUGUUGCAUUAUUUCUGUACCCUCACUGCCUCCAGUCCCAGAAAUGAUUACCUGUGGAAUCCCGUGUCAUCAAACCAAACUCUGCUUCAAAGCAUUUAAUUACUGUUUCUUUGAUUAAAUUUGCAGAAAAUGCUGUAAGGUGUUGAUAAGAACAUGUCUGUCUCUCUCUCGCUCUCUAUCUCCCUCUCUGCAUUCAUCUCUAUCUCUCAAUUAUCUCACACACAGAGACACAUACAGUCUCUCUGUGCUCUGUGUUAUUAUUCAGGCUGCAUUCACCAUCACCACAGAGCAGCGUUUUUGCAGCGUGUCUCACAGGACUUCAAAAGUCACGUCUUGGACAAAUGUGACACCUUCCUUCUCCAAGACCUGUCGGAUUAAACUCAGUUUAGCUUUCACACUUUUAUCAGUACAGCAUGUCUUCUUCUCAGAGUCACGAACCUCGGCCCCCAUAUCUCAUGUUGUGUCCUGGCAGUGCUUGCGGUGUCGUACGGCAGUAUAUUACCCUGACAGCGCCGUUAGACUGUCUGGAUUUACAGAUGAACUCUGAGGGUGAUGUACUAAUGGAGGCUAGAUCACUGCCAUUUGUCGCUAAGUGGAGUGAUGAUGGAAUCGGAUCUGUCUUUUACCCUCUCUCAAAACAAUCAAUCAAUCAAAUGUUAUUUAUGAAGCCCUUUUUACAUCAGAAGAUGUCACAAAGUGCUAUACAGAAACCCAGCCUAAAACCCCAAACAGCAAGCAAUGCAGAUGUAGAAGCGCGAUGGCUAGGAGAAACUCCCUAGAAAGGCAGAAACCUAGGAAGAAACCUAGAGAGGAACCAGGCUCUGAGGGGUGGCCAGUCCCCUUCUGGCUGUGCCGGGUGGAGAUUAUAACAGUACAUUGCCAUUAAGGCCAGAUCUUUCUCCAAGAUGUUCAAACGUUCAUUUAUGACCAGCAGGGUCAAAUAAUAAUCACAGUGGUUGAAGAGGUUGCAACAGGUCAGUACAUCAGGAGUAAAUGUCACUUGGCUUUUCAUAGCCGGGCAUUUAGAGGUUGAAAUAGCAGGUGCGGUAGAGAGAGAGAGUUGAAAACAGCAGGUCCGGGACAAGGUAGCACGUCUGGUGAACAGGUCCGGGUUCCAUAGCCGCAGGCAGAAGAGUGGAACCUGGUGGACAGGUGGACUGGGGACAGCAAGGAGUCAUCAGGCCAGGUAGUUCUGAGGCAUGGUCCUAGGGCUCAGGUCCUCCGGGAUGGGAGGGAGAGAGGGAGAGAGAGAGAAUUAGAGGGAGCAUACUUAAAUUCACACAGGACACCGGAUAAGACAGGAGAAUAACACCAGAUAUAACAGACAGACGCUAGCCCCCCGGCACAUAGACUAUUGCAGCAUAGAUACUGGAGGCUGAGACGGGGGUGUCGGGAGACACUGUGGCCCCGUCCGACGAUACCCCCGGACAGGGCCAACCAGGCAGGAUAAUAACCCCACCCACUUUGCCAAAGCACAGCCCCCACACCACCAGAGGGAUAUCAACAGACCACCAACCUACUACCCUGAGACAAGGCUGAGUAUAGCCCACGAAGAUCUCAUCCACUGCACAAGCUUGAGGGAGCAACAACUCGGACAGGAAGAUCACGUCAGUGACUCAACCCACUCAAGUGAUGCACCCCUCCUAGGGACGGCAUGGAAAGCACCAGUAAGCCAGUGACUCAGCCCCCGUAAUAGGGUCAGAGGCAGAGAAUCCCAAUGGAGAGACAGGAACCGACCAGGCAGAGACAGCAAGAGCGGUUUGUCGCUCAAGUGACUUUCCGUUCACCUUCGCACCCCUGGGCCAGACUACACUCAAUCAUAGGACCUACUGAAGAGAUGAGUCUUCAGUAAAGACUUAAAGGUCGAGACUGAGUCUGCGUCUCUCACAUAGGCAGACCAUUCCAUAAAAAUUUUGCUCUAUAGGAGAAAGCCCUGCCUCCAGCUGUUUGCUUAGAAAUUCUAGGGACAAUAAGGAGGCCUGCGUCUUGUGACCAUAGCGUACGUGUAGGUAUGUACGGUAGGACCAACUCUGAGAUAUAGGUAGGAGCAAGCCCAUGUAAUGCUUUGUAGGUUAGCAGUAAAACCUUGAAAUCAGCCCUAGCCUUAACAGGAAGCCCGUAUAGAGAGGCUAGCACUGGAGUAAUAUGAUCAAAUUUUGUGGUUCUAGUCAAGAUUCUAGCAGCCGUGUUUAGCACUAACCAAAGUUUAUUUAGUGCUUUAUCCGGGUAGCCAGAGAGUAGAGCAUUGAAGUAUUCUAAUCUAGAAGUGACAAAAGCAUGGAUUAGCUUUUAUGUAACAUUUCUGGACAAAAAGUUUCUGAUUUUUGCAAUGUUACGAAGAUGGAAAAAAGCUGUCCUUGAAAUAUUCUUGAUAUGUUCAUCAAAAGAGAGAUCAGGGUCCAGAGUAACGCCGAGGUCCUUCACAGUUUUCUUUGAGACGACUGUACAACCAUCAACAUUAAUUGUCAGAUCCAACAGAAGAUCACUUUGUUUCUUGGGACCUAGAACUAGCAUCUCACCGAAACGUACAAUUGAUUUGUCAGAGGACAAACCAUCCACAGAGACUAACUGAUAUCUUUCCGACAGAUAAGAUCUAAACCAGGCAAGAACUUGUCCAUGUAGACCAAUUAAGGUUUCCAAUCUCUCCAAAAGAAUGUGGUGAUCGAUGGUGUCAAAAGCAGCACUAAGGUCUAGGAGCACGAGGACAGAUGUAGAGCCUUGGUCUAACGCCAUUAAAAUAUAAUUUACCACCUUCACGAGUGCGGUCUCAGUGCUAUGAUGGGGUCUAAAACCAGACUGAAGCGUUCCGUAUACAUUUUUUGUCUUCAGGAAGGCAGUGAGUUGAUGCACAACAGCUUUUUUCAAAAAAAUUGAGAGGAAUGGGAGAUUCGAUAUAGGCUAAUAGUUUUUUACAUUUUCUGGGUCAAGGUUUGGCAUUUUCAAGAGAGGCUUUAUUACUGCGACUUUUAGUGAGUUUUGUACACAUCCAGUGGAUAGGGAGCCAUUUAUUAUGUUCAACAUAGGAGGGCCAAGCACAGGACGUAGCUCUUUCAGUAGUUUAGUUGGAAUAGGGUCCAGUAUGCAGCUUGAAGGUUUAGAGGCCAUUACUAUUUUCAUGAAUGUGUCAAGAGAUAUAGGAUUAAAAAACUUGAGUGUCUCCAUUGAUCCUAGGUCCUGGCAGUUUUGUGCAGACUCAGGACAACUGAUCUUUGGAAAAAUACGCAGAUUCAAAGUGGAGUCCGUAAUUUGCUUUCUAAUGAUCAUGAUCUUUUUGUCGAAGAAGUUCAUGAAUUCAUCACUGCUGAAGUGAAUGGCAUCCUCUCUUGGGGAAUGCUGCUUUUUAGUUAGCUUUGCGACAGUAUCAAAUAUACAUUUUGGAUUGUUCUUAUUCUCCUCAAUUAGGUUGGAAAAAUAGGAUGAUCGAGCAGCAGUGAGGGCUCUUCAAUAUUGCUCUGUACUUUGUUUCCAAGCUAGUAGGAAGACUUCCAGUUUGGUGGAGCGCCAUUUACGUUCCAAUUUUCUGAAUGCUUGCUUCAGGCCUCUGGUCUUUUCUGUAUACCAGGGAGCUAGUUUCUUGUGACAAAUGUUUUUUGUUUUUAGGGGUGCCACUGCAUCUAGGGUAUUACGCAAGGUUAAAUGUAGAUCCUCAGUUAGGUCGUUAACUGAUUUUUGUACUCCGAUGUCCUUGAGUAGUUGGAGGGAGUCUGGAAGGGCCUCUAGGAAUCUUUGGGUUGUCUGAGAAUUUAUAGCACGGCUUUUGAUGGUCCUUGGUUGGGGUCUGAACAGAUUAUUUGUUGCGAUUGCAAACAUAAUAAGAUGGUGGUCCGAUAGUCCAGGGUUAUGAGGAAAAACAUUUAGAUCCACAAUAUUUAUUCCACGGGACAAAACUAGAUCCAGGGUAUGACUGUGGCAAUGAGUAGGUCCGGAGACAUGUUAGACAAAACCCACUGAGUCGAUGAUGGCUCUGAAAGCCUUUUGAAGUGGGUCUGUGGACUUUUCCAUAUGAAUAUUAAAGUCACCAAAAAUUAGAAUAUUAUAUGCCAUGACUACAAGGUCCGAUAGGAAUUCAUGGAACUCAGUGAGGAACUCUGUAUACAGCCCAGGAGGCCUGUAAACAGUAGCUAUAAAAAGUGAUUGAGUAGGCUGCAUAGAUUUCAUGACUAGAAGCUCAAAAGACGAAAACGCAGUCAUUUUUGGAGGGGUACAUUUAUACAUUUGCUAUCGUAAAUGUUAGCAACACCUCCGCCUUUGCGGGAUGCGCGGGGGAUAUGGUCACUAGUGUAACUAGAAGGAGAGGCCUCAUUUAAUACAGUAAAUGAAUCAGGCUUAAGCCAUGUUUCAGUCAGGCCAAUCACAUCAAGAUUAUGAUCAGUGAUUAGUUCAUUGACCAUAACUGCCUUGGAAGUGAGGGAUCUAACAUUAAGUAGCCCUAUUUUGAGAUGUGAGAUAUCACAAUCUCUUUCAAUAAUGACAGGAACGGAGGAGGUCUUUAUUCCAGUGAGAUUGCUAAGGCGACCACCGCCAUGUUUAGUUUUGCUCAACCUAGAUCGAGGCACAGACACGGUCUCAAUGGGGAUAGCUGAGCUGACUACACUGACUGUGCUAGUGGCAGACUCCACUAAGCUGGCAGGCUGGCUAAAAGCCUGUUGGCUGGCCUGCACCCUAUCUCAUUGUGGAGCUAGAGGAGUUAGAGCCCUGUCUAUGUUGGUAGAUAAGAUGAGAGCACCCCUCCAGCUAGGAUGGAGUCUGUCACACCGUCCAGGGGUGGAUGGGGGGUGAGGAUGAGAAGAGCUAGGGGGAGAGUGGAGAGUGAAGGGGGAGAUGGGGAGAGAAUAAAGGGAGAGUACACUAAGCGGAAGAGGGGAGGGUGUGGGGUUGAAGAGUGGCUCCAUCUUGUGUCUGUAUGGUUCAGAGGCUUCUUAUUAGACACAAAGUCCUUCAGCUGUUUUUCCCAUUCCAUCACCAUCAACUGUUUGUCUUUACAGUUAUUACAUCACCAAUGAUGAUAGACAGCUAUACAUCCGCGUUCAAAUGAAAUCAACGUUUAUUGGUCGCGCACACAGAUGUUUUGCAGGUGUUAUCGCAGCGGCAGCGAAAUGCUUAUGUUUCCAACAGUGCAGCAAUAUCUAGCAAUACAAUAACAAUACACACAUAAUCCUAAACUAAAAAAAGAACAAGAAGUUAAGACACAUCAAAAUGAGCGAUAUCAGAACGAGCAAUGUCAGAAUCCGGAAUAUAAAUACUGUAUAUGAAUAGAAAAGGUGUGUACAGAAGCAGUAGUCAUCUACGAUGAGCCAUGACUAGAAUACAGUAUAUACAGUUGAAGUCGGAAGUAUACAUACACUUAGGUUGGAGUAAUUAAAACUUGUUAUUCAACCACUACACAAAUGUCUUGUUAACAAACUAUAGUUUUGGCAAGUUGGUUAGGACAUCUACUUUGUGCAUGACACAAGUCAUUUUUCCAACAAUUGUUUACAGACAGAUUAUUUCACUUAUAGUUCACUGUAUCACAAUUCCAGUGAGUCAGAAGUUUACAUACACUAAAUUGACUGUGCCUUUAAACAGCUUGGAAAAUUCCAGAAAAUUGUGUCAUGGCUUUAGAAGCUUCUGAUAGGCUAAUUGACAUCAAUUUGAGUCAAUUGGAGGUGUACCUGUGGAUGUAUUUCAAGGCCUACCUUCAAACUCAGUGCCUCUUUGCUUGACAUCAUUGUAAAAUCAAAAUAAAUCAGCCAAGACCUCAGAAAAAAAUACCUGAAGGUACCACGUUAAUCUGUUCAAACAAUAGUACGCAAGUAUAAACACCAUGGGACCACGCAGCCGUCAUACCGCUCAGGAAGGAGACGCGUUCUGUCUCCUAGAGAUGAACGUACUUUGGUGUGAAAAGUGCAAAUCAAUCCCAGAACAACAGCAAAGGACCUUGUGAAGAUGCUGGAGGAAAUAGGUACAAAGUAUCUAUAUCCACAGUAAAACGAGUCCUAUAUCGACAUAACCUGAAACGCCGCUCAGCAAGGAAGAAGCCACUGCUCCAAAACCGCCAUAAAAAAGCCAGACUACGGUUUGCAACUGCACAUGGGGACAAAGAUCGUACUUUUUGGAGAAAUGUAAUCUGGUCUGAUUAAACAAAAAUAGAACUGUUUGGCCAUAAUGACCAUCGUUAUGUUUGGAGGAAAAGGGGGGCGGCUUGCAAGCUGAAGAACACCAUCCCAACCGUGAAGCACGGGGGUGGCAGCAUCAUGCUGUGGGGGUGCUUUGCUGCAGGAGACACUGGUGCACUGCACAAAAUAGAUGGCAUCAUGAGGAAGGAAAAUUAUGUGGAUAUAUUGAAGCAACAUCUCAAGACAUCAGUCAGGAAGUUAAAGCUUGGUCUUUCAAAUGGACAACGACCCCAAGCAUACUUCCAAAGUUGUGGCAAAAUGGCUUAAGGACAACAAAGUCAAGGUAUUGGAGUGGCCAUCACAAAGCCCAGACCUCAAUCCUAUAGAAAAUGUGUGGGCAGAACUGAAAAAGCAUGUGCGAGCAAGGAGGCCUACAAACCUGACUCAGUAAAACCAGCUCUGUCAGGAGGAAUGGGCCAGAAUUCACCCAAUUUAUUGUGGGAAGCUUGUGGAAGGCUACCCGAAACGUUUGACCCAAGUUAAACAAUUUAAAGGCAAUGCUACCAAAUACUAAUUGAGUGUAUGUAAACUUCUGACCCACUGGGAAUGUGAUGAAAUAAAUAAAAGCUGAAAUAAAUCAUUCUCUCUACUAUUAUUCUGACAUUUCACAUUCUUAAAAUAAAGAGGUGAUCCUAACUGACCUAAGACAGGGAAUAUUUACUAUAAUUUAAUGUCAGGAAUUGUGAAAAACUGAGUUUAAAUAUAUUUGGCUAAGGUGUAUGUAAACUUCCGACUUCAACUGUACAUAUAAAGUAGGUAAAACAGUAUGUAAACAUUAUUAAAGUGACUGGUAGCCGACUAGUGACAGUGUCUAAGGUUCAGGGAAGGGUACUGGGCGGAGGCUGGCUAGUGAUGACUGUUUAACAGUCGGAUGGCCUGGAGAUAAAUAAAAAAUGUACAUUUUGUCAAUGUAAAUAGUCCGGGUGGCCUUUCGAUUAAUUGUUCAGCAGUCUUAUGGCUUGGGGUAGAAGCUGUUAAAGAGCCUUUUGGACCUAGACUUGCCGUGCGGUAGCAGAGAGAACAGUCUAUGACUUGGGUGACUGGAGUCUUUGACAAUUUUUUGGCCCUUCCUCUGACACCGCCUAGUAUAUACAGUGGGGGAAAAAAGUAUUUAGUCAGCCACCAAUUGUGCAAGUUCUCCCACUUAAAAAGAUGAGAGAGGCCUGUAAUUUUCAUCAUAGGUACACGUCAACUAUGACAGACAAAUUGAGAGAAAAAAAUCCAGAAAAUCACAUUGUAGGAUUUUUAAUGAAUUAAUUUGCAUUUUAUUGCAUGACAUAAGUAUUUGAUCACCUACCAACCAGUAAGAAUUCCGGCUCUCACAGACCUGUUAGUUAUUCUUUAAGAAGCCCUCCUGUUCUCCACUCAUUGCCUGUAUUAACUGCACCUGUUUGAACUCGUUACCUGUAUAAAAGACACCUGUCCACACACUCAAUCAAACAGACUCCAACCUCUCCACAAUGACCAAGACCAGAGAGCUGUGUAAGGACAUCAGGGAUAAAAUUGUAGACCUAAACAAGGCUGGGAUGGGCUACAGGACAAUAGGCAAGCAGCUUGGUGAGAAGGCAACAACUGUUGGCGCAAUUAUUAGAAAAUGGAAGAAGUUCAAGAUGACGGUCAAUCACCCUCGGUCUGGGGCUCCAUGCAAGAUCUCACCUCUUGGGGCAUCAAUGAUCAUGAGGAAGGUGAGGGAUCAGCCCAGAACUACACGGCAGGACCUGGUCAAGGACCUGAAGAGAGCUGGGACCACAGUCUCAAAGAAAACCAUUAGUAACACACUACGCCGUCAUGGAUUAAAAUCCUGCAGCGCACGCAAGGUCCCCCUGCUCAAGCCAGCGCAUGUCCAGGCCUGUCUGAAGUUUGCCAAUGACCAUCUGGAUGAUCCAGAGGAGGAAUGGGAGAAGGUCAUGUGGUCUGAUGAGACAAAAAUAGAGCUUUUUGGUCUAAACUCCACUCGCCGUGUUUGGAGGAAGAAGAAGGAUGAGUACAACCCCAAGAACACCAUCCCAACCGUGAAGCAUGGAGGUAACAUCAUUCUUUGGGGAUGCUUUUCUGCAAAGGGGACAGGACGACUGCACCGUAUUGAGGGGAGGAUGGAUGGGGCCAUGUAUCGCGAGAUCUUGGCCAACAACCUCCUUCCCUCAGUAAGAGCAUUGAAGAUGGGACGUGGCUGGGUCUUCCAGCAUGACAACGACCUGAAAUACACAGCCAGGGCAACUAAGGAGUGGCUCCGUAAGAAGCAUCUCAAGGUCCUGGAGUGGCCUAGCCAGUCUCCAGACCUGAACCCAAUAGAAAAUCUUUGGAGGGAGCUGAAAGUCCGUAUUGCCCAGCGACAGCCCCGAAACCUGAAGGAUCUGGAGAAGGUCUGUAUGGAGGAGUGGGCCAAAAUCCCUGCUGCAGUGUGUGCAAACCUGGUCAAGACCUACAGGAAACGUAUGAUUUCUGUAAUUGCAAACAAAGGUUUCUGUACCAAAUAUUAAGUUCUGCUUUUCUGAUGUAUCAAAUACUCAUGUCAUGCAAUAAAAAGCAAAUUAAUUACUUAAAAAUCAUACAAUGUGAUUUUCUGGAUUUUUGUUUUAGAUUCCGUCUCUCACAGUUGAAGUGUACCUAUGAUAAAAAUUACAGACCUCUACAUGCUUUGUAAAUAGGAAAAUUGGCAAAAUUGGCAGUGUAUCAAAUACUUGUUCUCCCCACUGUAUGUAUUUGUCUUGUCCAGGUGAGAUAGCGCAGUGUGCAGUGCAAUUGCAAUUCCGUCGUCUGUGGAUCUGUUGGGACGGUAUGCAAAUUGUAGUGGGUCUAGGGUGUCUGGUAAAGUGGUGGUGAUAUGAUCCUUAACACGCUUGAAUGUCUUACUCACGUCUGCCAGGGAGAUCAGGAACACACAGACCAAGUGAGCGACGGGGGCCUAUGUUGCCGGCUCAGUGUUGUUUUCCUCAAAGCGGGCGAAGAAGGUGUUAAGGUUGUCUGGGAGCGAGGCGUCAGUGUCCGCGACGUGGCUGGCUUUCCCUUUAUAACCUGUGAUUGUCUGGAGUCCCUGCCACAUGCGUCUCGUGUCUGAGCCAUUGAAUUGCGACUACACUUUAUUGUUGUUUUGCCUCUUUGAUUGCCUUACGGAGGUCGUAGCUGGUCUGUUUGUACAUGUCCAUGUUCCCAGUCACCUUGCCGUGGUUAAAUGCGUUGGUUUUGCAUGAAUGCUGCCAUCUAUCCACAGUUUUUUGUUUGGAUGAAUUCUAAUCGUCACAGUAGCAUUACCUUGGUUACAGAAUUUUUUUAGCUAUGGUACAUGUAUGAUGAAACAGAAUAAUAUCAUCUUGUUAAAUUGAAAGACAGAAUCAGAGAGCUUCAGACUCUCUAGCUACAGCCUCAUGACUCUAUUCAUGCUCCAUUCUCCUUGAUGUGAGAAAUUAAUGCAGUGCUUUAGAGUCAUGGGCUGUAUACCAAGCCAGAAAUAUCCCUUUGUAUUCAUAAUGCUCCUUGAAGUAAGAAAACCACAGCAGAAGUGUUCCUAUAUAAACCAUCACAAAGUUUGAAGUAGAAGCGCUCGCUCAAUGUCAAGUUAGAAAUACCACAGUAGCACUCAUUGUCAACCAUUCACAAAUCGAUGGGCCUUUUUCUUUGCAAUAUCUUCAUUGCUUGUCUUGUCUUUCUUCUUCUCUUGGUUUAAUCCUGCUACAGACCAUACAUGGCAUUACGUUUACAUGAGCUUGAGCUUGAGCUUGGAGUCUGGCAGUCCUCAUCUUGCUCUUCAUGUUAUGGGCUUUGGUGAGACACACACAGACACACUGACACUCUCAAUAGUCUGAAGUCGGUAUUGAGUGUUUGUUUGUGUACAUGCAUAUCUCAGGAGUGUUGGUACUCUCUCUCUCAGGUGUAUGUACAUCAAUCAAUCAAUCAAUUUUAUUUUAUAUAGCCCUUCUUACAUCAGCUAAUAUCUCGAAGUGCUGUACAGAAACCCAGCCUAAAACCCCAAACAGCUAGUAAUGCAGGUGUAGAAGCACGGUGGCUAGGAAAAACUCCCUAGAAAGGCGAAAACCUAGGAAGAAACCUAGAGAGGAACCAGGCUAUGAGGGGUGGCCAGUCCUCUUCUGGCUGUGCCGGGUGAAGAUUAUAACAGAACCAUGCCAAGAUGUUCAAAAAUGUUCAUAAGUGACAAGCAUGGUCAAAUAAUAAUCAGGAAUAAAUCUCAGUUGGCUUUUCAUAGCCGAUCAUUAAGAGUUUAAAACAGCAGGUCUGGGACAGGUAGGGGUUCCAUAACCGCAGGCAGAACAGUUGAAACUGGAAUAGCAGCAAGGCCAGGCGGACUGGGGACAGCAAGGAGUCACCACGGCCGGUAGUCCCGACGUAUGGUCCUAGGGCUCAGGUCUCUCAGUUGGCUUUUCAUAGCCGAUCAUUAAGAGUUGAAAACAGCAGGUCUGGGACAGGUAGGGGUUUCGUAACCGCAGGCAGAACAGUUGAAACUGGAAUAGCAGCAAGGCCAGGCGGACUGGGGACAGCAAGGUGUCAUCAUGCCCGGUAGUCCUGACGUAUGGUCCUAGGGCUCAGGUUCUCAGAGAGAAAGAGAGAACGAGAGAAUUAGAGAGAGCAUACUUAAAUUCACACAGGACACUGGAUAAGACAGGAGAAGUACUCCAGGUAUAACCAACUAACCCCAGCCCCCCGACACAUAAACUACUGCAGCAUAAGUACUGGAGGCUGAGACAGGAGCGGUCCGGAGACACUGUGGCCCCAUCCGAAGAAACCCCCGGACAGGGCCAAACAGGAAGGAUAUAACCCCACCCACUCUGCCAAAGCACAGCCCCCGCACCACUAGAGGGAUAUCCUCAACCACCAACUUACAAUCCUGAGACAAGGCCGAGUAUAGCCCACAGAGGUCUCCACCACAGCACAAACCAAGGGGGGGGGGGGGGCGCCAACCCAGACAGGAAGAUCACGUCAGUAACUCAACCCACUCAAGUGACGCACCCCUCCCAGGGACGGCAUGAAAGAGCACCAGCAAGCCAGUGACUCAGCCCCUGCAUGUACAUAGUGUAUCGUGUGCACGUGCAUUCGUGCAUGUGUGUGUGUUCUCUCUCUCCCAAGUGUGUACUUAUCUCAGACGUACAGUAAGUCUGUGUGUUCUCUCCCCCCAGGUGCACCUGUUGAAGGACCAGCUGAGUGCGGAGGCUACAGCCAGACUGGAGGCCCAGGCCAGAGUGCACCAGCUGCUGCUCCAGAACAAGGACCUGCUGCAGCACAUCUCUCUACUGGUCAAACAGAUCCAGGAGCUGGAGGUCAAAAUGUCAGGACCCUGCUCCAGUGAGUACACUCACGGAUGCAUGACUACAAACACACAAACAUACGCAUGCACACACAUGCACAGGUGGACUUGCGAACACACACACACACAAGCAUGGACACACAGUCUUGGGGCUCUAUAUUAACAAACCUAACGCAAUGGUUAAUCUAAGCGCAGGCAGUAGUUCAGGGGUGUGUCAGAAAUAUUUUAGCUAUUUUCACUAUAACAAUGAUCGGCUCACUUGCUGGGUUUUGAUGAAUAAACAAGUUGUGGGUGUGUCGAGACUUGGCCCCUCACUGGCCAAUCAGAACAUGCUCCAUGGCGAAAUAAGUGGUUGCUUCAAGUUGUGUGUUUACGGUCAUUUAUGUAUUGCCUUGGAAUCAACUCCAACUCCAAUGUUAGUGCGUUAUAGUUUGUUAAAUGGCUUACAGAAACAAAAUAACAACAUGUAGACCUAUCUUUGCUAAAUACGUUAACUUGAACCCAUUUGCAGUCCACAUUGUUCUAAGUAAUUGUAUGGCUUCAAUAGCAUUCACACUGAUAUAGGGGCUAGGCCUACUGUAAAUUUCAUUAUGGCUGAGCAUGGACAUGCAUGGCUAAAAUAAUGUGGGCCUGCCUACAAUGCAUAGAGAAAAAGGGAAUGUCAGCUCACUGUUGUACUCCUCUCAAACCUGAUAUUUUAAUAAAGCUUUGGUGAUUAAGAUGUAUACUGAACAAAAAUAUGAACACAACAUGCAACAAUUUCAACAAUUUUACUGAGUUACAGUUUAUAUGAGGAAAUCAGUCAAUUGAAUUCAUUAGGCCCUAAUCUAUGGAUUUCACAUGACGGCAGGGACGCAGCCAUGGGGGGGCCUGGGAGGGCAUAGGACCACCCACUUGGGAGCCAGGCCCAUCCACUGGGAAGUCAAGCCCAGCCAAUCAGAAUCAGUUUUUCCCCACAAAAGGGCUUUAUUACAGACAGAAAUACUCCUCAGUUUCAUCAGCUGUCUGGGUGGCUGGUCUCAGAUGAUCCCGCAGGUGAAGAAGUCGGAUGUGGAGGUCCUGCGCUGACGUGGUUACAAGUGGUCUGCGGUUGUAAGGCCAGUUGGACGUACUGCCAAAUUCUCUAAAACGACGUUGGAGACGGCUUAUGGUAGAGAAAUUAACAUUAUAUUAUCUGGCAAUAGCUCUGGUGGACAUUCCUGCAGUCAACAUGCCAAUUGCGCACUUCCUCAAAACUUGAGACAUCUGUGGCAUUGUGUUGUGUGACAAACUGCACAUUUUAGAGUGACCUUUUAUUGUCCCCAGCACAAGGUGCAUGUGUGUAAUGAUCAUGCUGUUUAAUCAGCUUCUUGAUAUGCCACACCUGUCAGGUGAAUGGGUUAUCUUGGCAAAGGAGAAAUGCUCACUAACAGGGAUGUAAACAAAUGUGUGCCCAAAAUUUGACAGAAAUAAACUUUUUUCUAUAUGACAUUGUCAAGAGUGCUGUAUGUGGAUGUGGUGCAGGAAUCAGGCGCAGGACACAGAAGCUUCGUCCAACAGACUUUAGUACUCCAAACACAACACGAGCCAAAAAGAGCCCGGAGACGAGCGAUUACGCACACAGGCGUAAACUAGCAAAGAAAAUACUAACGCGCACACACGUGCGGAAAACUCUUCUACAACAACGGAGAAAAACCAAACACAGUCUCAGUAGACAGGUAGCGCAAUCACACACAACCCCUGACAAACAAAACGAGAACUUAAAGGACACAUAAUCAACGCUAAACGACAACAGGUGUACAACAUUAAGACAAAACCAAACGAACAUCGAAAACAUACAACGGUGGUAGCUAGUACUCCGGGGACGACGACCGCCGAAGUCUGCCCGAGCAAGGAGGAGAAGCAGCCUCGGCCGAAACCGUGACAGUACCCCCCCCCCCCUUGACGCGCGGCUCCAGCCGUGCGCCGACCCCGGCCUCGGGGACGACCAGGAGGACGCGGAGCAGGGCGCGCAGGGUGACUACGGUGGAACUGUGUCAGGAGAGACGGGUCUAGGAUGUCCCUCCUCGGCACCCAGCACCGCUCCUCCGGGCCGUACCCCUCCCACUCCACAAGAUAUUGGAGACCCCCCAUCCGGUGUCUCGAAUCCAAGAUGGACCGAAUUGUGUACGCCGGAGCCCCCUCGAUGUCCAGUGGGGGGGAGGAGUCUCUGCAAUCUCAUCUUCCUGGAGUGGACCAGCUACCACCGGCCUGAGAAGAGACACAUGGAACGAGGGGUUAAUAUUCUUAUACUCAAUAGGCAGUGGCAACCUGUAACACACCUCGUUCAAUCUCCUCAGGACUUUAAAAGGCCCCACAAACCGCCGACCCAGCUUCCGGCAGGGCAGGCGGAGGGGUAGGUUUCUGGUCGAGAGCCAGACUCGAUCUCCAGGUGCGUACACCGGCCCCUCACUGCGGUGGAGAUCGGCGCUCGCCUUCUGUCGACGGAUGGCCCGCUGCAGAUGGACGUGUGCAGCGUUCCAGGUCUCCUCCGAGCGCCUUACCCACUCAUCCACCGCAGGGGCCUCGAUCUGGCUCUGAUGCCACGGUGCCAGAACCGGCUGGUAACCCAACACACAUUGGAAAGGGGUUAGGUUGGUGGAGGAGUGGCGGAGAGAGUUCUGGGCCAUCUCUGCCCAGGGAAUAUACCUCGCCCACUCCUCCGGCCGGCCCUGGCAAUACGACCUCAGAAACCUACCCACAUCCUGGUUCACUCGUUCUACCUGCCCAUUACUCUCCGGGUGGUACCCCGAGGUAAGGCUCACCGAGACCCCCAAGCGCUCCAUGAACGCUCUCCAGACUCGGGAGGUGAACUGGGGACCUCGAUCAGACACUAUAUCCUCGGGUACCCCGUAAUGCCGGAAGACGUGGGUGAAGAGUGCCUCAGCGGUCUGCAAGGCAGUAGGAAGACCUGGCAUUGGGAGAAGACGACAGGCUUUAGAGAACCGAUCCACAACGACCAGUAUGGUGGUAUUCCCCUGAGAGGGGGGAAGGUCUGUAACAAAAUCUACCGAGAGGUGCGACCAGGGUUGUUGUGGAACGGGCAGGGGUUGUAACUUACCCCUGGGCAGAUGUCUGGGCGCCUUACACUGGGCGCACACCGAACAGGAGGAGACAUAAACCCUCACAUCCCUGGCUAACGUUGGCCACCAGUACUUCGCGCUAAGGCAGUGCACUGUCCGGCCAAUACCUGGAUGUCCAGAGGAGGGUGACGUGUGAGCCCAAUAAAUGAGUCGAUCCCGAACCUCGAGCAGAACGUACGUCCGACCCACCGGACACUGUGGAGGGCUAGGGUCGGUACGCAACGCCCGCUCGAUUUCAGCAUCGACCUCCCACACUACCGGUGCCACUAGACAAGACUCCGGCAGUAUGGAAGUGGGCUCUACGGACCUCUCCUCUGUGUCAUACCGCCGGGACAGGGCGUCUGCCUUACCGUUCUGGGACCCAGGGAUGUACGUGAUCUUAAAUACAAACCGGGUUAGAAACAUGUUCCAUCGCGCCUGGCGAGGGUUCAGUCUCCUAGCUGCCCGAAUGUACUCCAGGUUACGGUGGUCAGUCAAAAUGAGGAAAAGGUGUUGAGCCCCCUCAAGCCAAUGCCUCCACACCUUUAGGGCUUGAACCACGGCUAACAGCUCCCUGUCACCUACGUCAUAAUAACGCUCCGCCGGGCUGAGCCUUUUGGAGUAAAAGGCACAGGGGCGGAGUUUAGGUGGCGUGCCGGACCGUUGAGAUAGCACGGCCCCUAUACCGGCCUCAGACGCGUCCACCUCUACCUGAAAUGGUAAAGCGGGAUCCGGAUGCGCAAGCACUGGAGCCGAAGUAAACAGGGCCUUCAGUCUCCCAAAAGCCCUGUCCGCCUCCGCUGACCACUGCAAGCGCACCGCACCCCCCUUCAGAAGAGACGUUAUGGGAGCUGCCACCUGUCCAAAACCCCGGAUAAACCUACGGUAGUAAUUCGCAAAACCCAACAACUGCUGCACCUCUUUAACGGUGGUUGGGGUUUGCCAAUUACGCACGGCUGACACCCGUCAACCUCCAUCUUCACCCCUGACGCGGACAACUGAUAACCCAGAAAGGAGACCGACUCCUGAAAAAACAGACAUUUCUCUGCCUUGACAUACAGGUCGUGCUCCAACAGCCUACCCAACACUCGGCGCACCAGGGCUACAUGCUCGUCUCGGGUAGGCGAGUACACCAGGAUGUCAUCUAUGUACACGACCACACCCUGCCCCUGCAUGUCCCGGAAGAUCUCAUCCACGAAGGAUUGGAAGACUGAAGGAGCAUUCAUCAACCCGUAUGGCAUGACGAGAUACUCGUAAUGACCCGAGGUGGUACUAAAUGCCGUCUUCCAUUUAUCGCCCUCCCUAAUGCGCACCAAGUUAUAUGCGCUCCUGAGAUCCAGUUUCGUGAAGAAACGGGCUCUGUGCAAAGACUCUGUCAUAGUCGCAAUCAGAGGGAGUGGAUAACUGUAUUUCACAGUGAUCUGAUUGAGACUACGGUAAUCAAUGCACGGGCGCAACCCUCCAUCCUUUUUCUUCACAAAAAAGAAGCUCGAGGACGCAGGAGAAGUGGAGGACCGUAUGUAUCCUUGUCUCAGAGAUUCGGCUAUGUAAGUUUCCAUAGCUCUCUUCUCCUCUUGGGACAGAGGAUACACAUGGCUCCGCGGAAGCGCUGCUCCUGCCUGGAGGUCUAUCGCACAAUCCCCCUGUCUAUGAGGAGGCAACCGCGUCGCCCUCGAUUUACUGAACACAAGUGCCAAAUCCUCAUACUCAGUGGGAAUGCGCAUUGCGGACACCUGGUUUGGACUCUCCACCGAGGUCGCCCCCACGGAAACACCCAAACAUCGCCCCUCACACUGGGCAGACCACUCCUUAAGAGCCCUCUCUUGCCACGAAAUAGAAGGAUUAUGGGUACUCAACCAGGGAAUUCCCAGCACCACCGGAUACGCAGGAGAGUCGAUCAGAUAUAGCUGGAUAGUCUCCUCAUGACCCUCCUGCGUACACAUCCUAAGUGGCGCUGUGACCUCCCUGAUCAACCCCGAUCCCAACGGACGGCUAUCUAGGGCAUGAACGGGAAAUGGGACGUCAACAGGAAGAAGGGGAAUCCCUAGUUCUAAACAAAACGUACGAUCAACAAAAUUCCCAGCUGCGCCUGAAUCUACUAGCGCCUUAUGCUGGGAAUGAGGUGCAACCUGUGGAAAUCGCACAGGUAUACAGAAGUGCACAACAGAGAGCUCUGGGUAAGUGGGACGCCUACUCACCUGGAAGGACUCCCCAGUGCGGCGCCUGCCGUAUUCUCCCCUAGGAGACCCUCCCCAGCACCUGGCCGCGGUGUGUCCUCCACGGCCACAGUUGGUGCAGGGGACGGCCCCCCUAGUGCUCCUUCCUCUCCUCUCUCUAGCGCCAGCACCCCCGAGCUCCAUAGGGCUCGGCUCGGAGGUGCUGGAGGGUGGAAUGGACGAACCCCAAUCGGAACGUCCGCGGGUGGCCAGCAGGGUGUCCAGCAGGAUGGACAUGUCCACCAACUGGUCGAACGUGAGGCUGGUAUCCCUGCAGGCCAGCUCACGACGGACGUCCUCCUGUAGACUACAACGGUAGUGAUCGAUGAGAGCCCGCUCAUUCCACCCUGCAUCCGCCGCUAGAGUCCGGAAUUCCAAAGCGAACUCCUGGGCGCUCCUCUUCCCCUGCCGGAGGUAGAAUAGACGCUCCCCCGCCACUUUCCCCUCAGGUGGAUGGUCGAACACAGCCUUGAAGCGGCGGGAGAACUCCGCGUAUGUGAUCGUGGCGGCGUCUAUCCUCCUCCAUUCGGCGUUGGCCCACUCCAACGCCUUGCCGGUGAGACAGGAGAUGAGGGCGGAAACGCUCUUGUGUCCCGAGGGCGCCGGGUGUACGGUGGCCAGGUAUAGUUCCACCUGCAGGAGGAACCCCUGACACCCGGCAGCGGUGCCAUCAUACGCCCUCGGGAGCGAGAGCCGAAUCCCACUGGGUUCCGGAGCUUGGAUGGGCGGACUGGCCGAUGGUGAUGGCAAGGUAGGUGGAGAUGUGGAUGCCCCUCUGUUCUCCCAUCGGUGCAGAGUGUUUAUUACGUCCUGAAGGGCGGUCCCGAUACGAAGGAUCUGGUCGUUCUGUUCGCGGACGCGCUCCUCCAGUGACUCGGGUGCUGCUGCUGCUCCUGCUGAUUCCAUAAUGGUGUGUGAUUCUGUCAAGAGUGCUGUAUGUGGAUGUGGUGCAGGAAUCAGGCGCAGGACACAGAAGCUUCGUCCAACAGACUUUAGUACUCCAAACACAACACGAGCCAAAAAGAGCCCGGAGACGAGCGAUUACGCACACAGGCGUAAACUAGCAAAGAAAAUAAUAACGCGCACACACGUGCGGAAAACUCUCCUACAACAACGGAGAAAAACCAAACACAGUCUCAGUAGACAGGUAGCGCAAUCACACACAACCCCUGACAAACAAAACGAGAACUUAAAGGACACAUAAUCAACGCUAAACGACAACAGGUGUACAACAUUAAGACAAAACCAAAUGAACAUCGAAAACAUACAGCGGUGGUAGCUAGUACUCCGGGGACGACGACCGCCGAAGUCUGCCCGAGCAAGGAGGAGAAGCAGCCUCGGCUGAAACCGUGACAGACAUAUUUCUGGGACCUUUUAUUUUUUAGCUCAUGAAACAUGGGACCAACACUUUACAUGCUGCGUUUAUAUUUUUGUUCAGUAUAUUUCCAAGCGGUGUCUGGAGCCAAACCCUUUAUCGACAGUCUUGACUAAUUUGCGAUUGCAUUGGGCAGACAAAAAAAUGCAUUCAUUGAGAGAAGGGGAGGCUAUGCUUGGUUUUUAAUCAAAUAAAACUAACUGGGGGAAAAACAUUUAUUAAAUUUUUUUAAUACAAAGUAUUCAGGCACCACAAGCACAUUAGGCUAAUCUUGUCUUAAAUAUCCCCAUCAGCGCCUCCUGAAAUUAGCACUUUGGAUCAUGUUUUUAAGGACACACCUCAAAUAUUUUCACCCGCCCAUCUGAGCGCAAGCGAGCUGAUAUAAGACAGGUGAAUUGCCGAACCUGGUGUUAGGGCUGGAAAAUGCCAGUGCGGCAGUUUUUACAUGACCUCUUUAAGCUCUCUGGCCAAGCAUAGACUCCAACAGACCAACCAGCAUGUUAUCAUGUAACCUGUUACUUUACUUCACACCUUUCUCAGCUGCAUCAUUAUACAACAUGUUACACCUCAGCGGACCAACCUGCUCUACACCUCAGCCAACUCAGCCCUCUCCCCUCCUCCUGAUCUCACAUGUCACACCUCACCUCCUCCUAAUGUAGUGUUUGACACCGUUUCUCAAUCCCUACCAUGCCCCAGUCCAGCCUGGUCUCGCAGACUAGACGUAACAUAGGUAACAUAAAUCUGGGAAUCUCAAAUUAGUAUGAUACUGUAUAUUACGUUUGGUAUGGUUACAUAAGAAAAAGUAGGGUGGAUGGAUGGGUGGGCAAAUUGAUACAUACCAUACGAAACAUAACUUGGGUAGGCAUAUAACACGAACGUCUAGCAACCCACAGGUUGCAAGUUCGAAUUUCAUCACGGACAACUUUAGCAUUUUAGCUAAUUAGCAACUUUUCAAUUACUUACUACUUUUUGCUACUUUGCAUGUUAGCUAACCCUUCCCCUAACCCUAACCUUAACCCUUUUAGCUAACCCUAACCUUAACCCUUUAACCUAACUCCUAAACUUAACCCUAACCUAAACCCUAACCCCUAACCCUAACCCCUAGCCUAGCUAACAUUAGCCAGCUAGCUAUUGUUAGCCACCUAGCCACUUAGCUAGAAUUCGUAACAUAUCAUACAUUUGACAAAUUCGUAACAUAUUGUAUGUUUGCAAAUUCAUAACAUAUAAUCCGAAUUGUAAUUCAUAACAUAUCAUACGAAAUGGGUGAUGGACAUCCACAAAUUAAUACAUACCAUACGAAACGUAACAUAUAACACAGAUGGGUGGGCGUAUAACACGAACGUAUAGCAACCCACAGGGUCCCGAGUUUGAAUCUUACCACGGACAACUUUAGCAUUUUAGCUAAUUAGCUACUUUUCAACUACAUACCACUUUUUUGCUACUUUGCAACUACUUAGCAUGUUAGUUAACCCUUCCCCUAACCCUAACCUUAACCCUUUUAGCUAACCCUUCCCCUAACCCUAACCUUAACCCUUUAACCUAACUCCUAAACUUAACCCUAACAUAAACCCUAACCCUUACCCUUAGCUUAGCUAAUUCAUAACAUAUAAUAACUUUAGCAAAUUCGUAACAUAUCAUAGGAAAUGGGUGAUGGACAUCUACAAAUUAAUACAUACCAUACUAAACGUAACAUAUCAUACUAAAUGGAGUGUCCCGCAUUUACGUACAGAAUAAUACUAAAUGCUCUGAGACCAGGUUGCCCAAUCUGCUCAUACAACCAGGCUCAUGUUAGCAUUAGUCAUGUAAAACAGAUGAAUGUACGCUCAAUGUGUGGAAUUAUGCUUAUCUUAUUUUCUUUUCCACCUUCUUUUCUCUCUCCCCCUUUUCUCCUCUCCCCCUCCUCCACUCCUUCAGUGGGUUCCCAGGAUAGUCUGUUGGAGAUCACUUUCCGUUCCACCGUCCCCCCAGUUUUGUGUGACCCUACGACCCCGCGACCCCAGGACCAUGUCAACCUAACCCUGCCAGCGCUGGGCAUCAACAUGGGCAUGGGCCAGGACAGGAUGGCCGCCCCCCUCUCCUCCUCCUCCCUGCCCCUAGGCAGCCCCCUAGGUAGGGAUCAGUGUCUCCUCAAGCUUGAAUGUUUCCGCUUCCUGCCCGGACCCCCAACACCUGAACCUCGCCCCCCUACUCCUCCACAGCGGUGGGGUCAAAAUGGGGUGAAAGGUCAGGAGGGGUCAGGAGUGGUGAUGUCAUCAACCCGCGACGAGGUGCUUGGCAGUCUGGAGCUGCUGAGGUUCCGGGAGUCUGGCAUUGCAUCUGAGUACGAGUCCAACACUGACGAUAGUGAUGAUAGUGAUGAGAGAGAAGAGAGAGAUGAGAGAGAAGAGAGGGAGGAGAGAGAAGAGAGGGAGGAGAUGGAGGAGAGGGAUAUCAUAUACAGCUGGGGGUCUGACGAGGAGACCCUCCGUCUACUAAACGUGCUUAACAGACAGGGAACACCAGACUGCCUGGGGGAUGAGAUAGCAGUGUAG